Paramuricea clavata is the source of this 49583-nucleotide messenger RNA. The record is from the annotation of a GenBank genome assembly. Lineage: Eukaryota; Metazoa; Cnidaria; Anthozoa; Malacalcyonacea; Plexauridae.
UUGUCUGGUAAAUCUGAGACAUAUACAGCACUACUUGGUAUCUUUGUUUUUGAAUUCAGGACAAAGGUAAGUAAUUCAGUGAACAAAAAUUGCCAAUUAUUAUUGGCCAAAUGCAGAGGUUCAGCUAGAGCUUUGUCUACAAAAAGGGCCUAAGAUGGGCUCAAAUUCUUGCCAGGAUUUUUGACUAGAAAUGAACUUGGUAACCUUGAUCCGAGCUGGUAAUUGCUUUGGUGUUAGCUUACGUUUAAAAGCUUCAAAUGUUUGAGCAACUUUCACCCGGUUGUUGUAAUCCCAAGGUUUGAAAUAAUCACCUGACCCACCAUAAGUAGAACCCAUAAUCUGAAUAUUAUCUGCUGAUACAUCUGCAAAUGAUGAAAAAUAUUUAGCGGAAUUUGGCAGCUCCCCUGAUAUAAACGCUAACCAUUUCAUGUCAGCUGGCAGCAAUUCAAAUGCAAAUGUGACCCUCUGUUUCUCAAUUACAUAUGAGCUUUUUUCAAUCUUUUCGAUAUCUUUCCUUAAUUGCUUGCCAUAUUCUAUAACUGAUGGGUGUUCUUCAAGGCAAUUCGCGCCGAAGAUUAAAUGAUUUUCAUCACAACUUGCUACUCUUUCUCCAACAUUAUCAAGAGAGACCCCCUUUUGGUAAAUUUAGUUAUACAGCACUGGGUAUAGAUAGAUAGAUAGAUAGACCAUGGAUUCCCGCCAAAUGAAUGGGACAUUUCCUUAUCGCGCCGAACCGGCUACCUCUACCUAAUCAAAUCGCAUGCACCAUAUCCCCUUCAUGUAACACCAAACCCGUAUCCCAUCCUAACACCGCAACCCUAACCCAAGAGUCACCCUUGGUGGAAACCUGAAUCUUGCCUUUACAGAUGACGGCCCUAUAAAAUUCCUCAAAAUCUACAACCUCCAGUACCACCUUCUGAGAGCUUCCAACACCCAGCCACUAAAUGCCCCAGUGACAUCAAGACAGGGCGGACGUAUAUUCAAGACCAUGUUUUCUAUCCUCGUGGCAAUGCAGGAGUCAAGAGAACUCAUUGGGGGACUCCGAAUGGAAGUUCGCGCAGUGUUCAACCACCAUAUCGAUGCGGUUCAGCAUAUUAUAAUGCAUCACCUGUUCAGCCCGGCAGUCUAGAAGGUCUCUUGGCAGAUUUGGGAAGGUGUUCAGCUUCAUCUUCAUGCCGAAAUUCACGACUUGCAUGAACUCAACUCCAGCAUCUAGGAGGGCGAGGAGAAACGUUGUUACUGGUACGUGCUUGUUACUUCCCCUUAUCAGAUGUGUUGCAUCAUCACCCGAGGGAAGGACAAUGUGGCCAUUGUCGCUGAAGUACUGGCACAAAUGGCGUUUUGUUUGCAUCGAGAAUGGCGCGAGGGUGAUGACAGGAUUCCAUGUGAGCACAAUGUAGCGCCAAUCUUCAUGCCUCCACAGCCUUCCGUUAUGCGUUGCCAGCUGUAGAGAGCUUCCUGCAAAUGAUUGCAGCACACCAAUUGCUUCUGCAUGGGUGACUGGCAUAUUAAAGGCCAUGUGGUCCACGUCAACUUCAUCCAGUGCGGCAUGUUGUGAUAGUGUUAAUUCCAUCCAGGUUUUUUUAAGAGGUCAGAGGUGCAAUUUUUAAUAUCAAAUUACAUGAAAUUGGAUAUGCAUAAUUCAUGACCUUUUAAGUUCGUUUUGUAAUAAAAAAAAAUUCCAUUAGCGACUAGGGUUAGUUAAAAGCAUAUAUUUAUGAAAAUUUAUUACAAACUUACAUUUAAUGCGGUCCAAACAAGGGACUUUAGCUGAACUUUUUUACUACACUGUUGCUUUCGUUUUCUACAAUAGGAUAGGAGGCAGUUUAAUGGGUUUAGGAGGUCAAAUGGGGGAUAAUAGGUGAUUUACCGUGAAAAUAUUUUCAAUUAUUUUUUCAAAAUUUUUUUUUUUUUAGUUUUUUGCAAAUUUUGUUCCACUUUUCAUAAUGCCCCUUGCUCGCCCAACCCAUUAUCUCUCCAUAAGCAUAGCGAAAAAGUCCUUAGUUUAGGCUCCGCUCAGAGGAGAAUUGCAAAAAACACGACGACACUUCGAUUUUUUUUUUUUUAUAAAUAGUACAUUUAAAAAGAAGCAUUUCUGUGUGAAAAUCGUUCCAAAAUAUUGAUUAUUUCGCCCUGUACAGCCAUUUGAAAAUUUAAUUUUUUUCCCAUUUUUGGUAUUUUUUUUGAAAAAGUUUGGUAAUAGGUACCCACACUAGCCCUGUUGGAUUUAAUACAGUAAAAAAGUUGAAGACAUUGGUUUUAUGGUUGGGAAGAGUUCUCCUACUGAAUUUGAAGUGGCACUUGUUGUGGCUUUUAAUUGAGGUGUUGAUUUUCCUUUGUAAACAGAGCAAGGGCUAAGUCCCAUGAGACUUUAAUUAUUAAUUUAAUUUCAUCUGCUUAUUGUAUUAAUAGCCGUCAUCGUCGUGUAGCCGUCCUACAUGUUUAAGUUCCAAAUUAUCUAUCGCAACGGUCGGCAUGUGUUCACACAAUAUAUUUCAGUCAAAUUGUUGUCGAAUUUUGUGUAGGAAAGCAUUAAUAUACUUUGGCUAUAGAGCUUAGUUUUCGUGUUUGGUGACGUAAGCUUUCCGGAAGGUGUAUUGAAUAACUAAUUUCAACUGAUGCAAUAGACUGACACUGUUUUCAACUUAGAACCCCCUAUGCGCAAAGUAGCAGAGCAUCCUUCUUCAACACAUGCAUGAAAACUUUUUUUAUUUUGACCAAUAAAUGCGAGACGAGACUAAGGGGCCAAUGGCCCCUCUGGGCUGCUCAGCCUCGUUUUGGCAUUAAAGCUUAUUCCCACAUUUAUUGGUCAAAAUAAUAAUUUUUUAUCAUGCAUGUGUUAAAGGAUGUUCUGCAUCUUUGCACAUAGCCAGCGAGAAAAAAACUUGAAAUCUAUUCCAUUCAAGUGUGAUUUAAGGUUGGUCCUAAGUUGAAAACAAUGUAAUUGUGACCGAAAAGGUCUAUAGGGCUAUAGAUUCCUAAUUUGGAAUACACUAUUUCAAGUACUUUAUAUAAGCUUGACAAUAUCAUGAAUUAGAUCCAUCGCAAUUUAAUAAUCAAUUGAUAUAUGUACAUUUUCCUGCACUCUACAUUACAGCAUUGACAAUGAAUGGCUGCCAUCUUAGUUUUUAUUGUAAACUAGGUAGUACAAGGUCCUCUGUGGAAAUGUUCUUGCACGAGUGAUAGAGUGUAGAAAGUUCUCUAUCAUUAAGAGUGUGACUAACAACUUUCAUUAAAUACCCAUACGAAUAAACGUCAGUGUAGACAGUUUGUUUCCCCCCACCUGAUUUUAGUUCAGGAGCUAAGUAUGGGUACUUUCUGUUGUAUUUUUCUUGCUCUCUCUUGUUAAAUUCUGGGUAUACCUUGCCAUUAUUGGCUGCCGUCGCUUUUCCAAAGUCAAUUAGAACUAUGGUAAAAUGCUUGCCAUGUUUUUCAACGAUAACAUUAUUGGUGUUCAGGUCAUUAUGUAUUAUACCCUGUUCGUGAAUAUAGCAAAUAGCCUUAGAAAGUUUGUGCAAUAUAGCUAACCAGUUUGGACGAAGAUCUGGGCCGACAAUGUUAUCACUCAAAGCUUUAAACAUUGUAGUGGAAUGCAAGGGGUCUUCGGAUUCAACACUAUGAUAUGUUGUGACAAUGAGAAAAGGAUUUUUCUCAAAACAAACACCAAGAAGCAAAGGAAGAUUGGGGUGACUUCUCUCGUAAUUUCCAUGUUCAAAGUUUCUUGUUUUAUUUCUUUUACCACUGCUUUAAUUGACCCGUACUUUGCCUGAUAACAGAUCCCAAAUGUUCCUUCUCCAACUGUUCCGUCUGCAAGUAAACGGCUCUGCAUGAACAUCUCACUCUUUCUCCAAUGAUAGUGAAAGUAUGUUGCAUGUUUAUACAAACGAUCAUUAUCCUCUUUAUUUUUUUUAAAUUGCUUCGACAUAGGUAAUUCCUCGGGUGACUUGGAUAAAUUAUUUGUAGCCAUUGAGGGGCUACCUUCCUCUACCAUGUAGGAUAUGUCGUCUUUAGCCGACAAAUGGUUAGCAUUUUCUGUUCCUUGAAUUCCGGCUUUCUUUACCUUGAGCUUAUGUUUUUCCUUUUUCAUCACACGUCUACGAUGCGUAUUAUUUUUCCUAUAGCUUAGAGAUCGCAUUUGAUGAGCUUUUUUCAAAUUUAUUUCCCUUCCAUUUGGUAGCGUCAACAGUGCGUGGACAAGUCAGUGUCAUAUGAUUCCUCUCAACUAAUUAAUUUUAUAUUUGCUCUGGUAACAUUUGUAUGACUAUAAAGCAAUUUGCCACAAUAUUGUUUUCCGGUGCUGAUUGGCGAUUGAGUUUUGAGCUGAAAUUCUAAGGUGUUGAUGAGAUUAUAAACUCAGCUGCAGGUUUGCGCUAUGCUAGGCUAUUAAAUCAAGCCAAUAUAAAUCCUUAGCCUAUAAAUCUAUCUUUUGGCGAGCUGUGCAGUAAGAGUGUAGUUUUCACGCUUCUUAGGUCUGUUUCAAACAUCGCGCUUUUAAUGUGCCGUUCUGAAUUCGGAGCAUUUUGCACAUAUCAAAUGUUAAGCGCAAUGUUUAAAUAAACAAGUUUGACUAUUUCAGUUUAAGUGCGGAACCCUUAUUAAGUUUGACAUGCACAGUCGUGGUUAAUGUAUAAAGUUUGACGGGGUGGGAAACUCAUGGCGAAUGGCAAACUUGUAAUGUGUGGAACUUAAAAAAAAAUUUGUUGAUUAAGAAUUAUACCGUUUUGUUUAACAUAUCAGUUUGACUUCAUUAAGCUAAACGCCUUUGAAUCAACGCUCAAAUUUGAUUAAAUUUGCUGAACUUAAUGUGAGUUGAAUUCGGCAAAUUCAAAGAAAAACGCGACGUUGUAUGCAGUAAUAAAGCACUAACACCCCUUUAUAUUAAUACGACAUUGAUAAGUCGCUACGGAUUAUUAUAAUGGGGCAUGAUUAAAUCAUCACAAAAAUAGUAUAUAAUAUGUAUACACUUCUCCUAUAGUGGCCUGUAUAAGUGUAUUUCAAAUAUAUUAGAAAAAAAAACAUGAAUUACAUUAUAACAUCAUAGUAAUUUUACACUUGUAUAUAUAGUCUUUGUAACUUGGUCAUAGCCUAUAAACUCCGAAACAAUGUUAUAUAUAUAUAUCAAAAUAUCAAAUACAUGCUGUAUUUCAUUACAGUAAUCUACAGCUAAAAGGUCGGUAAUCAACGCCUAAUAGGAAUUCCUAGUAUUCUUCUAAAUAAUUGUUUAUAAAACCAAACAACCAAAUCUAGAAUACUUUCCAGGUUCAAUGCAUCAUAUCCAUGUAAAAAAUGCAAUAUUCGUAAGAACUAAUGUUCAACUGCAUUUCGUCUGGUCCAGUUGAUAUUUGCAUUGAACAUGGUGAAGCCAUCAGAAAUUAUAACUUACAUUUUUCCAAAUCAUCAACAGCGACUUACACCAUGGCCAGAAAUCCCGGACAUAAUUUAUUUCCAUAAAAAUUUACAUAUCACUUUGAAAUAUGGCUAUAAACAGUAGAAUAUGUACAACGUGAUGAGGAAAAUGGCAAAAUCUAAGAAUAUGGUGGAUCGUUUGCUAUUUGCCAAAAUCGCUGGUGCUAAAUCAAAGUUUGUCGAUGUAUCUAGUGUAAUUUUGGCCUAGUUUAAGUUGCUGUUUUUCCUGCUUUUUAGUUUAUUCUUAGUGUGGUACUUUUAUGUAGAGUUAAAUAGACGAAUGUAGUUAAAAAUUAACCUCUGUACAAAUAUAGAAAAAGCAGGAAUGGUAGUAACUUAAAUCAGGAUAAUAUUACACUAAAUUCUUCGACAGGCUUUGUUUUGCAACCAGCGAUUGUGGCAAAUUGCAAAAGAUCUACUAUAUAUUCUCCAAUUUUGCGUUUACAACAUUGCGCUGUAUAAUCUACUAUAUAGCCUAUAUACUGUUGACACCGUUGGGGCCAUAUUUCAAAGUCAUAUGCAAAUUAGUAAGGAAGUAGAAUACAUUAUGUCCCGUGAUUUUCAAUAGUUCAAAAUCAUUUUAUGCUUUGCGUAAUCCCGGGUAAGAUCAUAUAAAUAGCCCCUAAGAAUCAGUUUCUUAUUUUUUUCCUAAUAAGGCACGAUUAAUAGUUUUCAGGUUAAUCAUUGUAUGAAGUGCGACACACACAAAAGUGCGACACACACAAAGAAGCACUUCCACCCUUGCCGAAAAAUGCGUCCUUCCCAAAGCAUCAAAAGUUCAUCUACGGCUGGUUUUAAAAUGGAGUUUAGAUCGUGCUUGGGUUGACCUUCAAUUAACCCGAGUAAUACAACAUUCUCUCUCUUAUAUCUAUCCUCUGUGGGCAAGUUUGCAAAGACACAGUAAAAACCUCCCACAGAUCCUGGUGAAUGCUUAAAAGGGUUAAACCAAUCAACAUUCAUGAUUAACGCAAGGUUGUUAUUCCCUUUCAGGAAUGGUCUUCCUUCAUAAAACUGGAAUUCUUCCCACACUUUGCUGUCAUGUAUGUCAGUCAUUACCUCCGAUUCAGUGUUAUCCUUUUUUCUCCACUGAUUGCACAUGUCAAAAAAAUUUUGUUGGAAUACAAACUUAUUCAACAAGCUGAAUAGGCUUCGAAAUACUUUUUCGCGGAUGCCAAAAUAUUUUUCCGGACUUUCCUCUGACUUUCUUCAUCAACUUUUCUCCACAUGCUUCACAUAUUCGUAGUUGUGGGUGAUUUGGCCACCAAACAUUGGAACAUGGUACAAUGUUCCUUAGAGUACAAGGCGUAGCAUUUUGGGCAAGUGGCAUAGACAGUAAAAUCGUUUGUCUUGAUGCCAAGUAAGGCACAGAUAGUUGCCAAAGUUCAGAAAUUUGAGGAGAACUGCAAUCGCUGAUCCUGGAAUGCCAAAGCAAGAUGCCAUACUAAAAUAAAUAGAGUUAUGGCCCCAAUUUCAGAAGAUAUAGGCACAGCAUUCGCUUUGCCAUUAACCACUUGUUCUUGUUGGUUUUCAUGUGUAUCUGGCUCAUCUUCCCAAAUUUCUUUGUCUGUGGUGCUAUUCUCAGUUGUGCUCUUAUCGCUGUUGCUACUAUAGCAUAGAUUUUUGGUGUGAAUUUUGAGUUUUCUCUGCCAAAUGCUCUUGGAAUGCGAAUUCAAAUUCAGACUUUCUCCUGAAGCGAAAAAACAACCCUUACUUAAGCACGUACCUAACUGAUUAAGGUGGCUCCCUACAGUUUUCUAAAAUUUUACGUAUUUUAGGUAACCUUCGUUUUCAACCAUAUUGAACACACUUGAGACAGGGAAAUAUAAUCAUUUCCAAGAAUGUUCAGAAGUCUUCUGCUGUCGAUAUAUGAACAAACAGGAACAGUGUUAGUGUUGCCGUGGCAACCAUGAUGUUUCAUCUUUUGCACUUUUAUUGUCUACUUUUACAAUCAAACAGCAAUAUCUUUUUUUUCCUUCAGUCAAUUUUUCUGAAUUUUUUUUUAAGAUUUAUGGUGAAAGAGGAAUGAAAAUUUGAAAUACUUUUGUUUUACAACUCGAAGACGAGGUGAAAGAAAUGGUUUUAGAACUGGUAUAUCUCACAGAAAAGCUCAGAUAUAUUAUACAGAUGUUUGGUAGUAUAGUAAGUUGUCUUUCGUUGCAAACUUUUCUGAACUUUUAUAUUCUCAAUGAACAUGUUUUUUUUUCACUGUUGUUUCGGUAUUCUUUAAAAAACCUAUUUAAACUAAUUUCUAUGUAAUAAAUGUAUUUUGCUAACCUGUCAAAUUUUUUUUAGAGUUUUUCCUUGUACUAUUAUCUUUCUCAAAGCGAAUAUUUUCCUUUUUUCUGCUUCGCAAAACUUGUGUACUUUUUGGACCGCCAUCUUGUUUUUCGCUACUCACCGUAUAUGAGCUCAUAUACGGCGAGUAAUUCAACCAAUCAGAUUGCAGAACAGCUUAUAUACGGUGAAUGACUAUAUUAUAAAUAUUACGUAUAGUGUUACCUUCUUUUUGCUGGUAGGGGUAGACAUUUUGGGAUCAUCAUUUCAUAUAGUUUUUUCCACGCUUUCUGUCAUAUCUACAACUUCUGGUGGUUUUGUAAGCAAUAGCGGAACGAAAUGAUUAGGGAGCCAUGUGACGCCGGUUCUGGGUCGUGAAACAUUGGACCACAUGAGGACGAUAGGUGGUCUAGGCGAUCUUUGUUUGGGUUGAAUGUUCUAUGCAGAAUGGAAACAGUUUUAUCUAGCAGUCCGUUGACUGGUGGAUAUAUAGACAAAAUCUUCGUUCCAAAUACCGAUGCUACCGCAUGAUUCGUCCACGCCGAUGAAAACUUUCCACCAAUAGCACAUUCUCUGACUGCUGUCCGGUAGUCCAGGGACAUAAACUUUACGCCCGUGUUCUUGUGCUUUUUUUUAAAAAGAUCUUUGUUGACAACCAUUUCAAUGCAAGUACGCACCCGAAGCUCGGUUGAUAGCAAAGGUAUCUCCAGCAAUAGCGGUUGACAACGCAUGAAAAAGGCAAUUCCCAUCUGCAGGAACAGCAGCUGGUAAGCAAGUUGAGGGUCCGCCUAAAUAAGGAAGUGCAUUAGUCAUUUGAAACCACAGCGGGCCCCCCACCCCCGGGACAUAGCGGGGAAUUUAACACUGACAAGUGUUAAAAAACAUUAAUUCCCCCGUCCCUGGGGCAAACUGUUCUGUUAAAACCCCCGUACAGCCGGGCUUCAAUAUACCUAAACUAUAAAUACAAGACAAAUUCUGCAUCAUGCAUCAUGAGAUCAAGGCCGAAUUUUCUUGUUUUGCCUGUUGGGAGGGGGGGGGGGUUUCGGAAAAUUUUACUUGUCUUAAGACGGGGGCAACGAAAAAAUAUUAUAACUGUAGAGUUUCUCCUCAGUCUCCCCCUGUACAAUAAAUAAUGAGCAGUCCCUAAUGCCCAUGGCCUCGUAUCUUAGGGAACGGGAAUAAACGUGGGAAAACAAGUGAAAACUGCUGCUUGACACAAUUGACAGGCCAAAUUCAGAUGUUAUUGAAUUACUACUUAUUGUGUUAACGGCUUGUUUCUUGUUGCUUAUUUCGAUUUAUAACUAUUUUUGUGUGUAUUUUAAGAUUUUAUGCCCACAACGACAGUUGUAAACGACUAAUAUGUUAUAAAAAUGACCGGUUGUCUCUCCCGUUUUUUGUGUGGAAAAUGCAUGUGACAAUGUUACAUAGCGACGGUGUUUAUCCAGAAGCGAAAAACAGUAUUUUACUGCGGCGAUUUUAAUGUCAAUAUAUGUUAUUCUGUGAAAAAUCGAGACAACUAUGGAAUGAAAGUAUAAUUUCCAGCAUCUUUUGCAUUAAAUAUCAUGUUGUAUUUUCUCAGAAGUAUUAUUUCAACUUUCAAGCUCAGUUUUAUAGACAAUAUUUUCGAAAAAAGCCGUAAUAUUUUCGAAAAAAGCUGAUUUUCCCAUUUCCUAGGAUACGAGGCCUCGAUCACGACUUAUGAAUAAUGUCUAUGCACUAUGAUGACAAUGAAAUGUUAGGUGAAAUGAGACUUACCAACUCGCCUCAAAAUUUCUCGGGCAAUGAUAUCAAGAGUGGACGUUCCAAACAGGAUUUCCUCAGCUUUUACUUGUGCAAGGGGUGUCUUGCGCAAAAAGAUUUGCUCCAUUUUUACUGUCGUUUCCAACAUUCCCUGCUUUGAUGCAUUCUCUAAGCAUCGUAAAGCUGCGGCGAAGUUGUAACCGCCACCCACAUUAUUGGCACAAGAAGAACACGGGUAAUCGUCUGUUAGCCGAUUCAAGGUGGUUAGAUCCUUCGCAGAAAGACGUUCGCAUUGUGCCACACGCCGCAACCUUCACAAAACACAGAAUCAUCGUUGCACUGCAGACCGCAUACGCCACAUGGCCAUUUGCGCCUGUUAACAUGAGCAGAUUUUCUACUAGCCAUAUUUUUUACUUUAGUCAAGAACGAAAUUAAUGAAGAUGUUUAACGAGGUUUAACCGAUGGUGCUGCAAAGCCAAGCUUGUCAAUUGUGAGGUUGUUUGUGGGAUUGUUUUGUGAUGCGUUCGAGAUCCGUGGGCAUUACGUCAUUAAGGCUUUAGGCACUUUCUGUCAUGCAAAUUAAUACAAUAUUAACAGAACAAAAGACAACAUUUUUGAAAUUCUUAGCAUUACAAAGCCAAAUAAAUAAUUUGUUGUGGUGAUAAUAAUAUAGUUGUAACGCGAAAAGUCUCUCCUCAGAUCGCUCUGAAAAGAUCGCUCUUUCGCUUCGAGAAAAGUUAUAUUAAACUGUUAUCUUUUACUACCGAACUGAAUAAUCUCUUACUGCUGAAAAUAUCUUUUACUGCCGAAAAUAUAUUUUACUGGCAAAAACAUCGUUUUCUGCCGAAAAUAUAUUUCAUUGAUAUUAUUUAGAGUAGACUUGAAAAAGACUUUGGCGAUGUCCCAGAAAAUAAGUCAGAAUAACAACCGCACUUUAGCAAACGAUGACAUCAUGCGUUGGCGAAUAUGUUAAUAUGCACAUGUCUAAUAAAUAACAGGGAGUAAUUAGCAUUAGGGUAAAAGUAGACUUUUGAGUGGAAACGUUUGUUCGAAAAACAAAACAAAUGAGUGGUUAUUUCAUAAAAAAAACCUUUUCCUAUGCAUUUUACUUUAAUACAUAUACACAGUGUAUAUAAUCGCUCAUAUGGUUGAAAUGCAUUACAGAAGCAUUCCGUGGUAAAAACGAAAGUAAUUUUCGGGGUAGCCAAAUUUCCUGUGACAGCGGUAUAUAAUUUUCCCCAGGCAUUCUGUGAAUAGUUUUUGCAAUGCCAUAUAUUACAAGAAACAUUCAAACUCUCAUUAAAAGGCAUUUUUAUCAUUAACUAACGUAAUUACUUGUGUAAUUUUUCCCUGGGCAUUCAUUUCCGACUCCCAGGCAUUCUUUUGUGACAGCCAGACAUUCCGUGAACAGUAUUUUGCAAUGACAUAUGUUACAAGAAUCAUUUAAUCUUUCAUAAAAUAAGUGAUUUUAUUAGUAACUAACGUUAUUAUUAACAUAAUUUCCCCCGGGCAUUCUUUCCCAACUCCCGGGCAUUGAACAAAUGUUCCCGGGCAUUCUUUAGUAGGACAGGUUUUGUCUGUAUGUGUUGUCGUCCAAUUUGUAUGUUUUCAUUUUUGUUCUUCACUUCCCUUCAUUACCCUUUCUUAUCCUUACGUUUUGUGUACCUCAUACUCUCUUGUAAUUUAAUAUUGCUAUGAUAGCUUUGAUUUAUGCUUAAUUACUCUUACAGCUUGUAAUUUAAUAUAGUCUGAAGAUGUCUUGGGUUAAGACGAAACGUUACUAAAUCUUUAUUAAAAAUUUGAAAUUUAAUGGUUUAUGGCUCUUUUAAAAGCACUUUGCUGGGCUUUAAUAUUUAUUAUUGGUACUCAUAUUAAGUUGAAAAAUAUGGUAUAAAAUGCCAUCUGUAGCCAAAAUAUAAUUAAAUUUGCAAAAUCUUCCAUCAAUGUAAUCUUCCAGAGUAACAUAUUCAUUACAGUAUUUUGCAUAAUAAACUUUGGUAUAAACGAAAGUAUUGCCAAACUCUUGAGGCUUUUCCUGUUGCAUAAACUGGGCCAGGGCAUUCAUUUGGACAGCCUUCCUUGUAUGGAUUUCUGCAGACUUAAAUAACUCUAUGAUAGAGGAUAUGGUAUCUUGUUUAUAUUGUUUCAAGACAUAUUUUCCAGGUCUAAUUCCUGAAAUUACCUCUGCUUCAAAUGCAUCCCUGAAUCCACCACUGGCAAACUUCUCUGUGUUAACAGAAAUCUUAACUUCUAUGGGAUCCUUCCACAUUUUUUCUUUUAUCUCAAACUGUUCCAAUUAGAGAGUAAUGACUUCCUUAUUGGGCUUGAUGAAUUUCCCAAUGUUCAACAUCUGACUUAAUGGAACUGAAGCUGGCACUUUCGAAGUUGUAACACCACUUAUACCAGUACAUCGGAUCAGGUGCUCUGAUGUGAUGGAAUGAACCACCCGAACAUGGCUGUCAUCACAGACUGGGACAGAAGAGCAAUGACUACCAUCAAGAAAUCUAAAUAAAAUAAUGAAACGGUCAUCCAUCUCCAUGUGUUGUUUCCUUGUAUUUUUCAUUGCGGAACUGAACUCAUUAUGGUUAAUUUAAAAUAAACCAUUGUCUAGGGGCCUGAAAUAUAAAGCCAAUAUGUUUUUUAGUAGGCACCUUUCUUUAUAUUGAUUCAUGAAACAAUGUAAAAAAAUGUCAUGCAAUGUACAGUGAUGUAAAUAUACAACAAUGUCUGCAAUUUCUAGGGAUGAUCUAGGAAAUUCCAACAAACAGCAAAAAAUCAAAGGUUUAUGAAAUUACUCUAGAAAUUCCAUGGAUAAGGGACUGGUCAUUAUUUAGCAGGAGGGGUGGGGAGGUGCAAUUAAAACUUUUCGGAAUGAAAUUUUCUAACCCUGCCUUCGUCUUACAAGGAAAAAUCAUGACCCCUAUCUUGCUUAAGGCGAAAAAAAGGCCUCCCCGUUCAACGACGCACUACACCCAGCUACAAAAUGGAAAUUUUCAUAACCUUUUAACAAUGGUAUUGUUGCAUAUUUAUAAAUUAACACCCUAUAGGCCAUGUAUGGAUAUGAAUACUGUCUUAUACUGCUCUAUUAAAACAUGUUCCUGAUACUUAAAACUGAAGUACUAUAAAAUGCAGCAUUAAAACAGGUGACCCCCUCUGUUUCCACCUCCCCCUGCUAAAUAGUGACCAAUCCCUAAUGGCUAAUGAUGUCCUCAAUGGGGGUGGGGUUCAAUAUCGAUUGAAAUAGCCCAAUAAUACAAUACAAUUAAAUGUAUUGUGAAUAUGCAUAUAAUAUACUUAGUAAGUUAAUGGUUAAAAUAAAAAUAUAAAGUUAAAUAACUGGGCUUCUAUUUAUUUAUUUAUUUAUCGUUGUCUUUAUUAGGGUCCACUAAAGUAUAUGUACAAAGUCUAAUUAUAUAGUCAAUUAUUCAGAGACCCUAAAUGGGCGAGGCACAAACAGGACUCGAAGAACCAUGCAAGGCACCUGCCCAAACUUAGUAAAAAUCUACUGUUCUAAUUGAAAAUCUAUACUGUUCUAGUAAACCUCGGAGGUGCAUACGCCUCAUAAAAAUCAAGGGUUAGUAAAUCCCCAGUUGCUUCCCACAAUGCAUUGUAUUCCUAUUUAAUGAAUGAAAUGCGGGAAACAACUGGCACAAAUCGUAAAUGCACCCACUCAAGGUUUACAAACUAUAUUAUGCUGUUAAUUUUUAUUUUCAAAUUACACUUUCCACCCGGCCAGUGUAUCAAUCGAUGCUGUCUUAUGUUUAUAUCAUAUAUAUUAUAUAACGGUAUUAUUAUGUUAAACAUUAUUACAUAAUGUUAAUAAACAGUUAGGACCUGUGGCAAGGACAGUCCCGAGUCAAAGACCAUGUGCAAGACACGUCUACAUCAUAAAUAGAGUUGACUAAGAUUGAUUAUUUGUACUUGAGAUAAUAUUUAAAAGAACUAGGUCUAGAGAAGCUGUCAUGAGAUACUUCUUGAGAUACAGUGUUCCAGAUCUUGACAAUAUGGUUGUAGUAGGAGGAUUGAAAAGUGGUAGUUUUACACAGUGGGUUUUAAAGGAUAUACUCAGAGGAAAGACUCAAUUGAGUACGAUCAUGGCUGACAAACAACACAUAGUUACUCAAGUUCACGUUUAUAAAACCAAAUAAAGCUUUAUAAAAGAAUGUUAAGUCCUUCAUUUCUCUAUCGUAACUUAAUGGUAGCAGGUUUAACGAUGACAGCCGUUCUUUGUAAGGCAUCUCUCUGUUCAUAUUAGUAUCCACUUGGUUGCCCUCCGUUGGACUUUCUCUACUUGUCUUGAUAGCUGAGUUAACCGGUGACCACACCUCCAAAGCAUACAACAACUGGGACUUCACAAGUGACAGAUACAAAGUUUGCCGGGUGUUCAUGUCUGUAAUACUAGUACAAGUUCUUAAAGUAUACCUAACAUUUUGUUGGCCUUCGCAACAAUGGUGUUUAUUGUGUAGUUUGCAAGGGUGUAUUCGUAGAUGAUAGGAGUUUUUUUCUUUUGUGUGAUAGUGAGGACUUUACACUUAGAGGCAUUGAAGAAGAGAUUGUUUUCCAUACUCCACAGAUCUAACUUGACCAAUGAAUGUUGUAAUUUUCGUAUCGUCCGCAAACAGGCAACUUCAGUUCCGGUAUGUAUGAUGUCUGGGAGAUCGUUAAUGAAUAUAACAAACAAAACUGGUCCAAGAUGCUUCCCUGAGGCACACCUGAAGUGACUGAUGACCAUGCAGAAGCUACCCAAUCCACAACAACUCUCUGAGUCCUACAGUUUGAAUAGUCGGCGAACCAAUCAAGAACAGAUCCCGUCACACCGUACCAACACAGCUUAUCCAGUAAGAUAUUAUGGUCAACAGAGUCAAACGCUUUGGCGAAGUCCAGGUACAAGACAUCAGUCUGGGUAUUCUUAUCUAGAUCUUGACCGAUAGAGAGGAAAGCUGAUAGGAGUUGGGUGACACAUGAGCGAUUUCUCAGAAAACCAUGUUGAGAUGGACUGAUAAGGUUCACAACAUGGUCAUACAACUCCAGUAAAUGCACCGUUCUAAGGGGUCUUACUAAAGAUGGGCAAUAGUGAGAUUGGUCUGUAGUUCACAGUUGGUUCUUUGGAAUUCUUCUUGUGUACUGGAGUAACAUCUGCUGAUUUCCACAAAAAUUUAUUUUUAUUAUUUUUUUCUAUACUAUAUACAAUAUAUACAGACCUUAUAUGAACAACUUUCCAAUUUUUUAUCUGACUUACAUCAGUAAAUGACGGCCCUCUUUCUCCUGCCAAUACAUCGCAGGCAGCUGAAGUUUUAAAAUACUUUUGGCAAUCCGAUUUUAAGCUAUCCAAAGUAAGUGGUACCAUUGUAAGCGGCCCAAUACGUGUGUAUUUUUGACACUUUUCCCUCAACUGUGGAGGACAAUCGUUGAACAGUGAGAUACUCUGUUGGUGGGCAACGUUGAGGAUUCGUGAUUUUUCUCUACUCGUUUCUUAGCAACUUUUUGUUUAAGACCUUCCCACUUUCUUUUGUUUGACAUUGUUAUUUUACAUAAAUACCACGACCACCGAACCAUGUGUUGAACUCAGCUGGGAUCAACAGGUUUUCAGGCAUUGAUUUGAGCCUGUGAUCCUUGGUUAAUGGCACUAAUGGGCCUAUGGCACUCUAUUUUCAUUUUUUAAAAUUUAUUUAUUCAAUUACAAAUAAAAAAAUAAAAUAUGAGUAAAAAUUGAAAAAUAAAAAUAUAAAUUAAAAAUAAAACAAAAAUAAAUCAGUUUGUAAUUGAAUUUUAAAACAUUUCAAAAUAAUUACAAAAACCGUUAUGGCACUCCUGGGCCACCAUACUGAUCCUAACCUUAAAUUUGGAAAAUAUUUGAUGCACAGGGCUUCAAAUAACAGCCGAUCACUGAUUGGCAAGAAAUUGCUUAUGAUCAGCGGAAAAGCAAGGUUUCCAACCUGAAAAAGCAGGGAAAGUUGUUACUGUCGUUAAACUGAUCGGGAAGUUUGGGAACGUUAUUUCAAGCCCUGGUAGAUGAAAACAAUGUGUUAAAUUUCGACCCAGGGUUAGUACUAAUUGUGCCUUGAAUAACAGACCCCAGUGGUAUAAAUCUAUUUCAAGAACUAUGCCGUCAAGAUGUUGUGGGUGUCGUUAAUUAUUAACUGAAAUGAAAUAAUGUUGAUUAGUUCGAAUUACACAACAGAGGUAUAAUUAGACUUUAUAAAGAACUAUACUAUUCCCAAGCUGUGGAUGUUGUUGUCGGUCAUGAACUGAAAAGAAAUAGUAUUACUGUAGUUAGACCAAAUUACACAUUACAGAUAUAAAAGUAUAUCAACAUUAGAACCAUACCAUUUCCAAGUUGUUGUUGAGGUUGUUUAUUUACUGAAAUGAAUUAAAUCAUGCAUGUUAUUGUAUGAGUUAUAAUAAAAAAUAUGAUUGAACCAUACUGAACAUUUUUUUUUUUUUCUGUGUUGCUGUAGUGUACUCAGGUGAAUAAUAUUUGUGCCAUGUUACUCUGAGUGCAUAUCCACACCGGGCGAGCUUGAAAAUAUGCCCGGCCACGGUGGGAUUCGAACCUACGACCUUUGGAAUACUAGCCCAAUGCUCUUCCAACUGAGCUACGCGGUCAGGACGGUUCGAGUAAGUGAUAUUUCAGAAACAGAUAUGGCUGGACCUCUUCUUCCUCCUCUUUGUCAAUAUCUAUAGUUAAAAGUUAAUCCUUUCUUGUCAUGAGUACUUCAGAUUUUAUUCUUUCUCAAAUGUCAAGAAUCCCUUAAGAUUGUUGACAUUUUCAGAAUGACCUAAUUUCUGUUUUAAAUAUAUGAUUGAAUUCAUACUAUCAUCAACAUGAACAUCUAAAAUAAAAGAUGUUGUGUUAAGUUAAAGUUGAGAUAACUGUAUCACAUGCAUGAUAUUGAAAAUUGAUAAUCCGUACAUGUUAUAACGUUUGUCUGUAAAAUGAAAUUGUCAGUAUAUACUUUAUUACAUGUAGGUAAGAGAGGACAAUCUAAAAGUACAUGGUACUAUUGGGUUGAAUUUUAACAUAUUUAUAUGAGAAUAUUUCAUCCUGGCUGGCCAAGAGGGUUUUCGCCAAGUAAUUGGUUACAACUGUACCUCGAGGUCACAAAUAUACCUCUGUACAACUGUACGCUAAGUAAUUGGUCACAACUGGCCUCUGUUCACACCUAUUUACCAUUGGUUGUAAGUCCUUUUAAUUUUAAGUGAGGUCAACAACCAGCAUAUUAUACUGCAUAUUUAUUGUAAUGUACAUACCAAGAAUAGCAUUGUUGUCCGGUAAUUCCACUAAAAUCGAAUAUAUAUAACAUAGGGAUUAGCUAUGAAAUAGUUAAGUUAAGUCCAAGCUAUACCUAUAGGUUCAACCGUGAAGCACCCCUUUUAAUAUGGUUUUAUUCAAUUAUCAAAAAAAUUGGAACAACUUACUUUUGAGUUUGUUAAAUAUUUGCUAUAAUUAUAAAAGAAAAUAUUAAAGGAAAUCAUUGAUAAAAUACAUCAGCUAAGAAGCAUACUAUAAAUAAUUUUAAAAUAUACUUGUACCUUUGUGCCAAAUUAGUUGAAAUAUCUCUAAAAAAAACUAAAAAAACUGUUUAAAAAACACAAAAAAGUUUUAUGUUGUGUAUUAGAAAAAAACAGUAAAUGAAGUUAUUUUUGCCCAAAACAUAUAUAUUCUACAAAUAGUAGUUUAAUUAUUUUUUGAUCAAAGAUACAGUGUAUGUUCUUAAACUUUGGCACUCUUAGAUGACUGUUUAUAAAGCACAAGUCCAAAACUAACUUUGAACAGUUUACCCGAGGAAUUUUUUGCAACACUAAGAGGACUACAAACAGAUAUAUCAUGUUCCCCAACUUCAACUAAAGACCCGGACACCAAGAGUUUGUCGAUUUUACAUGAAACAGUCAGAAUUGUUGGUUGCACUAGCAUGAUUAUUAAACAAUUUACACUCAGGCAAUCGACCAUUGACUAUAACAGACAAGUGAUUAUUAAUGUUAUCAUCUCCUACCUCAUCGAAUGGUUCAGGCUCAGACUGAAAAAAACGAUCAGUUCUGGUUGGAAUUUCACAUGUUAGUUGCCAUACUUGAGAUGACAUAACAGGCAUUUGCUGAGCGACAGUCUCUUACGAUGUGAGCUGGUCAUCAACGAAAACAUGUGAUACCGGUUUCAUGUGGCGAAUUUCCCACCUUGAAGUUCCCCGAAGGCAUUUUCCCCCAACUCUGAAAUGGCCUUUGUUGGCGCUCGCUGCUGUUCUUUUCCCUUUGAUCGAGAAGCUUCGACUUUCUUUUCGUAAGCCUUUACUUUCUUCAACAGCCUAGCUUAUUUUCUUUUCCGCUGUAUAGCAGUGUACUGUAUCACAGCCGAAUUUUUCUGAGUAAAAUAUGCUUAUUUCCCUCUGUGCGUAACUUACCUUCCAAGAGCUUGUUUCAUAUUUCAUCUCCGCCAUCUGACUAUUACUGAUUUAUUCAGCUGAUAUUGGUUUUUGUUCCCCUCGAAGUGAAUUCCGCGACCUUCACAUUCGCUGUUGUAAUGGCCGAACUACAUAUCCGAUUUUAGUCGCUUCAAUUCCUCUGUGUUCUGCCGUUGUUGGCUCAGUAAUUCCCUUGCCCAGGCUGGUGGUUCUUCAGGCAAUCGAGACCUAGGGGCACUUUAUGUUCGGCACUGCGUGUGAUCACCGCUUUCCUCUCGAUUUUCCUUAGCUUGUAUUAAUCAGGCCGGCCCCCAGCAGUGUGUGAGAAAACAUUUUCUGCUUCUUUUGUUUCUCAGCCAGCAGAAAAUUAUACAUGUCUAGGUAACUGGCAAUGACAAACUCCCUGAAUGCAGUCCUAAAAACACAAUAAUAGAGGCAUAGACCACACCUCUAAAAUUGUGCCUAGUAACAGGAGAAAUAACCUAGAAAGCACAGUUAUAUGCCCAGUAUACUGGUGCUCAAACACCACAACUAUUGAAUUUGAAAAACAAUGACAAUUCAUAACCUACUAUAUGUUUGGACAGUUUUCUCUGCAAGCACUUUAAGACACUCUUCAGCUUCGAGUGCAUAUUUUUGCCCUACCAAUUGCUUUCAGGCAAUCAAAUGACAUAGGUUCAAACACAAUAUCAUGAUUUGAUCUUACCUGCAAUGUAGCUACAAAUGUGCAUCCAGAAACUUUUUCUCCUUUACCUAAAUCAACAACAGCUUUUGUUGUGUCUCUCCUUGUGACUUUUGAAUGGUCAUUGCAUACCUCAACCACAAUGGCACUUAUUGCCUUGACAGGUACUUUCCAUCAGCCAUCCAUUCAAACACUUUAUGUGGGACAGGUAUACAUUUAAACCAUGAAUGUAAGAAUGCAGGACCAGAGUAACUGUGGAAGUGUACCAAUACUGUAGCUUUACUACAUUUGGCAUUAACUGUAUGAAGCAAACCAACCUCUGCUGAUUUACCCCCCACCCUGGGCUUUCUCCCACCAUGUAUUUCUAAUGCUACCUGGUAUGUUUCCUCCUUACGAGACCUAGCAAUUCAGUUCGGUGCAAUUCAGUUCGAUGCAAUUCAGUUCGGUUGCAAACAUCAAUAUCUAUAUAUGGAAGGACAACCAUAUCAUCCAUUGCUGUAAUGCUGCAAUGGCCACUGCAAUGUCGCAUAAAUCCAAGAGAUUUAAGUGGACAGAACAAAUGAAUGACGAUGUGCUCCAAUGUAAACGAAAGGCAAAAGAAUUAAUUUCAUCACAAAAUCCACCACAGAACGAAAACGGUAAAAAGAAAGGCUAUAUUGAAGUGAUGAAACAGCUUUGGGACGACAAAGGAUAUGGGCAACUCGGGCUUAAGAGUUAUAAUUUACGAAAUCAGGCCGCAAAACUAGAAAAAAUGCCAGAAUAUGCCGAGGAGAGCAACAUAGUAGACACUAAUGGCAUUUAUGAAAUUGUUCACUUCAGGAGAAAUAUUUUUAACAUACCGUCUGGGCGAGCCGGAAAGAAUUAUAUUGAAGAGCUGACCUUUUGGAUGAAACAAUUCAAUUCAAAUUCGGACUUAAAUCCAAUUGCUUUGAAAGCAUUCAUGGUGUUUCCCUCUUUGAUUCUACAAAAGCCCUCAGCUACUUCAAAGAGUAAAGACCAUAGUGCAGCGAUAGUACGCAGAUUGGCUCUGUGGAAACAAGGAGACCUAGUUGCUCUAAUGAAAGAAGUGAAAUUCAUACAGGGAAAAUUCGCCAACUCAAAGAAGGCUAGAUCUGUUGAGGACAUUUCCAAAGUUUUUGCGAGACUGGUUUUACAAGGCAAAGUGUCCGCAGCAAUCAAACUUUUGGAUAAAGAGAGUUCAUCAGGGGCUUCUAAGCCUAUCACCUUAAGUUUUGGAGAGCCUGAAAGAGAAGCACCCACUCGCAGCCGAGAUCGAGGAUGAGAGCCUUCUGCAUGGCCCAAUCGAUCACAUUCCGCCGAAUGUUUUCGAUUUAAUCGGGGAAGAAAUUAUCUAUAAUGCCGCCAUGAAAACAAAGGGUUCUGCGGGUCUGUCCGGAAUGGAUGCGGAACUGUAUCAAAGAAUCCUUUGCUCCAAGAACUUCAAGACUGAGGGCAAGAUCUUGAGAGAAGAAUUAGCAAUUCUCACCAGAAAUCUAUUGAAGACGAGUUACCAUCCAUCCCUACUUGAAGGUUACACCUCCUGCAGAUUCAUCCCACUAGACAAGAAUCCGGGAAUUCGACCAAUCGGAGUAGGCGAGGUUUUGAGGCGUAUUAUUGGUAAAACAGUUACCACCUUCCUAAAGGAGGAAAUCCAGGAAGCAGCAGGCCCCCUUCAAGUUAGCGCUGCACACAGUGCAGGGGCUGAGGCUGCCAUACACACCAUGAGCCAAGUUUUUGCACAGGAGGGGACAGAUGGGAUAUUACUGAUUGAUCCAGCAAUGCAUUCAACCGAAUGAACAGGUCUGUAGCUAUGCACAACAUUCGCAUAAUCUGUAAAGAAAUGUCUAUAUAUAUUAUAAAUUCGUAUAGGGGUCCAUCCAGGCUAUUUAUAUCCGGCGGUGGCGAGAUAUUGUCACAAGAGGGAACCACACAAGGUGAUCCCCUGGCUAUGCCCUGGUAUUCGGUUACUACAUCCAGCAUGAUCCAGAGCUUGAGGAUACAAACCCCAGAAGUUAAGCAGGUAUGGUUGGCUGAUGACUCAGCUGGGGGAGGAAAGCUGGUGCCAUUGUAUGAUUGGUACAAGCAGUUGACUCUCGAACGAACGAAGUAUGGCUAUUUCGUCAAUGGAUCAAAAAGUUGGUUGAUUGUCAAGUCGGAGCUCUUAGCAGAGGAAGCUAAGAAGGUGUUUGGGGAGGAAGUGAAUGUUACAACAGAAGGUCAUAGCCACCUUGGAGCCGUUAUUGGAUCCAAAGAUUACAAAGACCAGUACUGUGGUGAUAAAGUCCUCAAAUGGAAGAAAGAAAUUGAAGCACUCUCUGAAAUUGCGAAGAAUCAACCCCAUGCAUCAUAUAUUGCCUUUACAAAGAGUUACAAAUCUAAAUUUACAUACUUCAUGCGGACAAUUGAAUCAUUUGAAGAAUAUGUAGAUCCAAUCCAUGAAGCGAUUGAUGAUUUGUUUCUUCCAACACUCUUUGGGCAAGUAGAACCGCUCCCCGGUGAGCUACGUCAGCUUUUCACGUUGACACCAGCGCAAGGCGGCCUUGGUAUACCAGACUUGAGAAUAGAUGCCCCACAGCAGUAUGCUGCAUCAACAUCUAUAACAACUUCGCAUGUUGAAUCCAUCGUCACACAAAGGCCCUUCAAGACGAAAGGUGACGUAUCUGCAGAAGAUCGUAAAAUUUACCACCAGUCACUUAAAACGACUUCCGUCAAAGCAAGAAUGGAAACUAUUGACUCUUCUCUGUCUAAUGAGCUUAUGUGUUUGGUAAACCAGUCGAGAGAUAAGGGAGCGAGCUCAUGGCUUAACACAAUACCCCUUGAAGAGCAAGGGCUAGCCAUGAAUAAACAAGAAUUCAGAGACUCCCUACGAUUGCGGUACAACAUACCUCUGCAGGAUUUACCAAGCUUCUGUGUAUGUGGAGAGAGAUUUACAAUUAACCACGCCCUUUCGUGUAAGAAGGGUGGGUUUGUAGCCCAGAGGCACGACGGUAUUCGAGAUUUUCUAACUUUGCUUACUAGCAAGGUAUGCAAGAAUGUGGAAUCAGAGCCUCGUCUUCAACCGCUGGAUAACGAACAAUUCCGCCACAGAACUGCUGUCACUAGUCCGGAGGCAAGAUUGGACAUAAAGGCAGGAGGCUUCUGGCAACGAGUGACAGCAUUUUUUCAUGUUAGAAUAAUGCAUGUCAACUCCAAGUGUAACCAGAACAAGCCUACGACUACCAUCUUUAAAGAGCACGAGAACGAGAAGAAGAGAAAAUAUCAACAGCGAGUGCUAGAUGUCGAAAUGGGUACGUUCACACCUUUGGUUCUUGGUACCAACGGUGGUAUGGGAACAGAAUGCCAAAUGCUUCUGAAGCACCUUGCUGAUAAGCUUUCACGAAGGGACGGGGAACCUUACCACGCAGUCAUUUCAUGGAUUAGAACACGCUUAUCUUUUGAGAUUUUAAGAUCGGUGAACACUUGUGUCAGGGGAUCUAGAAGGCCCUUUAAGAACGCAAAUGACUUCAUAGAUGAUUUUAAUGUAAAUGCUAAUGCAGCAGAAAUUUUUUAGAUACUUUUAUAAUGGACUAUUUAUAUGGAUAAUUUUCUUUUUUAACUAUACAAUUGACAUAUUUUAGUAAAGUUCAGGUUGCAUGAUACUGUAAAUUACGUUUAGAUAUUAGAUAUACUUAUAACAUUUAUUAAAAAGUUAUCGUAAAUUGUUUUGAGUGUUGAUUAUUGUAUUGUAAAACGUCCUGCCUAAACAAUCUGCAUUAAAUAGAAAUUAUGUAAAUUAUGUAAAUUAUGAAAUUCCAAUAUGAUACUUCAAUUGGCAAGUUAAACUGACAUGCAAAGUUUCAGACAGUAAAUCGAUGUCGAAGUUUGUCUUUUACACUACAUGUACCGUCAAAAUACAGUGUUUCUACACCCCUAUGACGAAAUCGACCCCAAUUUCACACAUCGCAUACUUCUAUUUGUUCGACUGACCUGAAAUUUCAGUAUGAUACUUCAAUUGGCAAGUUAAACUGACGUGCAAAGUUUCAGACAGUAAAUCGAUGUCGAAGUUUGUCUUUUACACUACAUGUACCGUCAAAAUACAGUGUUUCUACAUCCCUAUGACAAAAUCGACCCCAAUUUCACACAUUGCAUACUUCUAUUUGUUCGACUGACCUGAAAUUUAAGAAUACUCACGUUUUAAAGAUAGAAGCUUGAAAAUAACACUAUACGUGUUAUUUUUAACUGCUUCAUUCAUCAAGAAUACAAGAAUGAGCAUACGUCUCAAGGGGCCGAAGUUAUGUUCGGCGAAAGGUAUGUCUAUGUUUAUAAUUUGUUAGUAAUAUUGCAUAAUUUGAUCAUAUAUAAGCCCGUUUGACUUUCAAAGCUUAUCAAUCGCUACAAUGUAGCCACUGACUAAAACUAUCGUUAUAAACUAGUAUAUAUUUUUACACUGAAUCGAAUGGUGGUAUUUUCAUCUACAUAACGUUUACUGAACCGAACAUAUGAAUGAAACAGACUUAGUAUGUGCACGUACUAACUUUAAUGGCCGUGCUUUAAAAGAGUUAAACUGACAUGCAAAGUUUCAGACAGUAAAUCGAUGUCGAAGUUUGUCUUUUACACUACAUGUACCGUCGAAAUACAGUGUUUCUACACCCCUAUAACGAAAUCGACCCCAAUUUCACAGACGCGCAUGCUUCUAUGAAUAUCAUAAAUAAAUGUAACAAAUAAAGAGCACCACACACAAUACGAUGGGGGUAUUUUUGUUUCAGUUGUGAAAGCUAGGUCUUAGAUAGCAAAUGUGUUGUGUACACCUAAAACUGAUAAUUUGUCAUGCAGCCAGCAUUGAAAGUUCAUUUAAAAUUCGUUGAAAGUUCAUUCAAGAGCAAUUAAAAUCCUUUUUCAGCAGAUAAUUUUAAGAAAUGUAAAACGAAAUUAAACUAACUCUGAAUAUCAUUAUCUUGCAAACUUGAGUUGUUAAAAUAACAUUAUAACAAGAUACAAAAUUCUGGUGAUAUUUCGACUUUAUUGUCGGAAGUCAAACCAAUUUUGUGUCUUGUUAUUUUUAACAGUUUACAAGAUAACAUUGGGAGUUUGUUUCGGAGAACAGCAAUUUAUAGCAUUUUCCCAUUUUUUGCCUUACCCAGAUUGGCACGGCUUUUACUUGCCUUUUAGAAAAUUACAAACAAAAUUUUGAUGUUAGGACCACAAAUAUGUAUGUUAUGAUGAACUUGUAAAAUAUAUCUUUAAAAACCAUCUAUAACGUUUUAAAUAUAUUCUUGUGUACGUGGAAGCCCAAUUUCCAAUAAUGCAAAUUAAAUUGGUGUCUCUCCUCGAGAUUCUAGAGAGCAAAUGGUUGCUUAUUUUAAUCAAUCAAAUAUCAAUGCAGUGAGCAGAUCUAAACAUUCUACAUGCCAACUUUCGCUUGACAAAUGUAUUUUAAUAACAAUAGUUAAUAAAAUAUACUAGUUAUUCUAUACAAUAUAAAAAUCUGAAACAUCCGUAAAAGUUCCUAUACACUGUUGAAAUACUAAUUAACAAAUCCUACAUAUAGGGCGAUUUCCACUCAAUUACCCGACCGAUGAGACCAAAUUUUUGUCUGUGUAUUUGAUUUGAAGGAUCCUAAUCGCAAAUGUUUUGUGUUUCAUGAUCAAUCUGACCAGUCUCAACAUGAUAAUAGCCAUGCAAUUGAAAUUCAUAUUAGGGAGUAGGGAAGGGAAACUAUGUCUGGGAAAACCCGUCUGAAUAUGAAUUUUGGGAUGGAUAAUUUUAGAAAGAAGGCGAGUUUCUCAUCUGGAUGGUAUACCCGUCUAACUUUAUCGUCUGUUUGGACAGGUAAAGUUAGACGGUAAAGUUCGGACGGAAAAUAUGUCUGCCCCCCGAUAUAUAUUAGAUGAGUUUCCCAUCCCUAAUAUGAAUUUGGCCAAUGAAAGCUCCCUUAGAUAUACACGAACAAAUUCCUAGAAUACGAUUUAGCUAUGAUAAAUGCACUAAGAAUGGACACCAAUGGCGUAGCCAGGAAAAAAUAGAGAAAAAAUUGUGAUGAGGGUUUCCAAGCAUAGAUAUCUUAUAUACACUAGAUAGUGCAUCUAAUUAUUCUGCAAUUUAAAAAUUGAAGCCGUGAUUGCAGUCUCAUGUCGUUCCCAUAAAUGAGAAGAUUCGUAUGUUUUCUAUUUCUUAAACAGGGAACUUAAACAUUAAGUUAACCCUAUUCCAAAUACGUUUUUAAACUAUUCAAAUGAUGAAAGUUAUUGUUGUUUUAAAGUGUUUAUUAGCAAGUGGGAACGACCAACAUGGCCGCCAUCUAUUCAAAUGGGGGAAACCGCUGGAAUAUUCUUGGCUUCAAUUUUACUAAAAGAGAUGUGCUAUCUAGUGUAUAUAAGAUAUCUAUGCUUCCAAGCUAACUUUAACUAAUUGGAGAAAGAGAAUAUUGGUUAUUCUUUCGAAUAAGCUGUCUCAACAUUGUACGUGGUACAGCAUAAAAUGAGUCUUUGAAAAAUAUAAGUUCUCUUUCAGAUCCCUGUUUCCACAUGGGAAUGGCGCGAGGUAAUUAUCCUGAGCCCAGGUCAACAAAAUGCAUUUAUGGGUAUCGGGUCUAUUUGACCGUGCACACUUGUGAGAGGCACGGAUUUGCCAACGGCGACACACUUCCCGUUGUCAUCCAGAACCAAAGCGUCUAGUAAAUGAUAAAAAAUAGUAACACAGUCAGUAAUAGAGCAGCUAUAAAACCACACCAUCUUGGACUCAAUAGCGAUAUUCAGAUUUGAUUUCCACUAGUUAACACUACCGCUACCAUUAAGAGAACAUUAACCAAUCGGAUACAUUAAAUCUAGCCGAUUAACCAAUCACAUGCGCAAAAGGUCAGCGGAAGGUAGCGGUAGUUAAAUCUGAACCUUGCUAUAAUAUUUGAAAUAAGAAGAGUUCGAGACUCAUAUUGAACUCAAGGUGAAACAUGAAACACUAAAACGUGUAUUGACGAUUACGCGAUCAAUUUACAAUGGGUACUUGCUGAUACCCACAACUUUGACCAGUUCAACAACUAUGGAACAACAACACUUAUAAAAAACAUACAUAAUUAAGUACUAUAUAACUACACAGCUAGUCUGUCAAAAAACAAUACCUAAACACAUCUUUAUCAAGGAAAAUAAAGCCAACAUUUGUAAGAUACAAUAUGUACAGUACCUGUAGGUAACUUGAUUGUUGUAUUCAAUGAAGCACUAUCUGUAGUGGUGGGCCCUGUGGUAGGUGAGGAAGAAAGACUAGUGGAAAGAGGUGGAUCAAUGAAAGGAGGAUGAGAAAAGGACGAAGGUCUAGAAGUGACCGAGGAAGAUAAGGACGAAGGUUGAGAAGUGACAGAAGAAGAUAGGACAAAGGUCCAGAAUUUAUUGAAGAAGAUAAGGAUGAAGGUCCAGAAGUGGCCAUAGAUGAAGAUAUAGACGUAACAUGGAAUAUGGAAGUGGCAAAAGGAAUAGGAGUAACAGGGGAAGGAAUAGAUACAGCAGGGGACAUAUAUUGUGAUGGAGGUUCUUCUUUACCUAGAGUAGGCCUUUUAGGGUCUGACUUUUUGUUCGCUAUAAAAGACAAAUGAAUUCCAGAAUAAGAAGCUUCUAACAAGACUAACAUACUUCUUAUUUUUGAGCGCUAACUACAGGUACAGGUUAUAUGAUUCUGUAUACAUUUUAAUACAUCACAUUAUUCAGGGAAUACUAAUUACCAACAUAAUAAUUAAUAUACAUAAAAAUAUUACUCGACUGUGAUUGAUUGGUUUCAGUGCAUUUAAUCCCAAACAGUAGUGCAGGAAUCUGUAAUCACAGUGCAAUUUUGUGUAAUCACAGUUCAAUUUUGUGUAAUCACUAUGAACCAAUCAAAAUUGAGCUUUGUUUGGGGGAAAAAGUAAAAAUUUGGGGUUCAAGAAGAACUGUUUGAAAGAAGUUUUUUGUACCAACUGCUUUGACAGGUGUGUUAUCUGAAGUUUAUGCAUGCAUUUUGACGUAUAGUUAUAAAUAUAUUUGUUCUUAUUUGUUAUUUGUUUACUUGUUCUUUGUCAAGUUCAAAUUUGAUUGUCUCGAAUACUUUUAUGUAAAUUAUUAAUAAGUAAUAGCAUGGUUUCUCGUGAAAUUUGAAAAUAACAUGCACUCGUGAGUUUUUCAAAGACUCAAAUAGCACUCGUCCUUCAGACUCAUGCCAUUUUGAGGUCCUUGAAAAGGGUUUGUAAUAAACAUCAGGGCGAAGUAGCUCAAUGCUAAGCACUGUUUUAGUUCCCUCAAACAUUUCUAGCAAAUUAUAUGAAACUUAGGAUGUACCUAUGCAAAAUCCCCACUGUGAUCACAGAAACUUUAACACCUCCAUAAACCUUCAAUUAUAUGAGCGCUAAAGGAAUGAUGGGAAACAGUCAAAGCUUGCAUAUUAACUUCAUUUGCAUUGUGAGUGCCGUUGAAAAUAUUUCCACAAGCCAAGUGAUAUGCUAAACUUAUUUAAAACUAUGAAGACUAUGAUUAUUCCCUUCAUUUACUUUAGUGCUCAUAUAAUUGUACAUUUGACUACUCAUGUUGAAAAUUUUAAUGGAUUUUUUCAUAAUGAUGUCAAAUGUGGGAUACAAGAUGUUACACUAAGUUUGAUUGGCUCGUCAGUAAUGAAACUUGUUGACGUCUUUAUGAAAAAUGUCUAUUCAUGGUCUAUUGAAAUACAAAAGGUAAUUUCUGAAAAAAAUGCCCAACAAAAAAAAUACAAACAACUUACCUCUGAUAUAUGAGGAAAAGACAUUAAAAACUGCUUUUCCAGUUGGGGAACUUGAUUGGUGCUCAUUAGCCCCAAUAAACUCUUCCCCCAGACCAGAAGUCCCAAAUCUCACAAAACUUGUGCCACGACUAUGUCUAUGACUGGCCAUCACUACAAUAUCUUUAUAACUUUAUUGGGAAUACUAACAAUAAUGCUAAAUAGGUAUUACCCAAAAGGAAACGUGCGAACGGGUCAGAAAAAGCCCAUGCGAGGCACCUCCCUUAUAAACUUUACACAAAAAAUUACAUUACACUAUAAAUUAUAGUUGAGGUUCCAAAUACGUAAAAUGCAUGUAGAUUUUGGAAAAUUUGUACUGAAAAUAAAACUAACUUGGUUUAGAAAACAUAUGACUUGGGCAUGUACACGAAACGAACUUUACUUCAAUCAAAGAACUAUACAUUAUUUUAGUUUCUGUGACAUGGACAGUCUCGAACAAGAGACCAGGUACAUGGCAUGUCUACGUCAAAAACUGAAUUACGUAAAAACGAAUAAGUCUGAUGAAGAAAGUUCUUAAAAGUAAAUAAUGUCACGAAGCUAUUAGGUGAUGCAGUUCUACACACUACAUUCCAUAAAUGAACUGUUCGAUUAAAGUAAGAGUUUUUAAAUGUAGUUGUUCUACAUAACGGCACUUGAAGUAAUAGACUAGGAUUUAAGGUUAGUUGAGAACGAUCAUGACUAACAAAACUAACAUAAUUGCCUAUGUCUAAGUCUACGUAACCGUAUAGUGCCUUAUAAAAGACCAAGUCUUGGAUUUCUCUGUCAUAACAAUUUGGGCGUCCAAAGGCAUCCAUUUUUUGUUCUGGGGGCGUCCCAGUAUGCCUGGACGCCCUUCUGGCUAAAAGCCUGGGAAGUUCACUCAUUUUCCGAAAAUCUUUCAUUGCUAUAGGUGAAUAACUGGGUACCCCAGCUGCACAGGUUCUUAGAUAUUUAGCUAGGAUUUUACAUUUUGGGAGUGUUUCUAAAUUUCCAGGGUGUAUUCGUGUCAAUUACCAGAAUAGCCAAAUGCACGACUCCAGUUAUGCUCUCCAACAAUAUAUAGACUGUGGCUCAACGAAAAUUUAUAUAAAUUUUUAGACCUAUAACCAGGAACAGUUGUGAAAAAUGCAACUAUUGGCCCUAUGGCAGGAGUCGAACUUACUGCCAUGUGAUUUCGGUACAGCGCUCUAAGCAACUGAGCUACAAAGUCCAUUUGUUAGGGGCAAACACUCUUUUUGUUAGGGGGGAUUUAGGUUGCUGACAUCUUUUGUUCUACUAUAUCCCAUCCACAAUGAAAAUUCAACACCCUUGACUAAACAAUGAAAAUACAGCUACUGUAUAGUAGUUACAGUAUUUCAGAUAUUAUCAGAUAAUGCAAAAUAUUAAUGAAAAUAAGUUUUUAGGAUUUUUAGAGCAACUAUUAAGGGGUGGGCUACCAAAAUUGCAGACACCAAAUAUAUGAUUUUCCCAGCCCAUCCCCCUUUUACUUUAUGACCGGUCCCUUAUUGUAAAUUUUUGUCAAUUUUAUAACAUUUGCUUCCUCCGUGUUGUGUGAAGGAUCUUUCCCCCGGAACACCCAUUUUUUCUUUACCAGCGCAAAUGCACAUGCGCUAUUAAGCCCGUAGAUCACAAUGGUGUGACGAUGCUAGGAAGGAGCGACACUGCAGACACUGUUGUUUUCAAAUUAUAAACAUUUUUAUAGACGUGAAUAUUGAGUAAAUCUUUGAGAAUCUACACAAUAUAUAAAAAUUGACAUUAUUACUUAUGCAUUACAGGCAUUCAAUUAAGUACCGAUAUUAUUUUGACUGUAUAUUCAAUUUCAAUAUACAAAGCCAGGAAGCAGCGAGACAGUGUUGUUUUGUCUUUUGAAAUGUAUGAACAUUUCAGGCAUGAAUAUUGAGAAAAUCUUUGAGAUUCUACGCAAUAUACAAAUUGAUGUUUUGCAUCACGGGCAUUCAAUUAAGUGCCGAUAUUAGUUUGACGGUAUAUUCAUUAUAAAGAGCUAGGAAGCAGCGAGACAGUGUUGUUUUCAAAUUUAUAAACAUUUCAGACAUAAAUAUUGAGAGAAUCUUUGCAAACUCAUGUUCAGUGCAACGAGAACUCUACCAGAUCUUACAAGAAUCUAUCUGUAUCAAAGCUUGUCAAAACUGCUAUAAACACUGCUAUAACUGUGAAACUAUUGAAAUCUAAAGUGACAUUAUUGAAUACAUGCGAAAAGCUGAAAAUGACUCAUGAAACAACACAACCUUCAAAAUAAGUCAAAAGUCAAUGAGACUUGUUAUUGUGAACACGUCACAAUUAGAUUAAAAUGCGGAUCCACAGAACGGAUAUGGGGAUAAAAUGCAUCAUUUUAAUGAGUUUUUUCGCCUCUGAUUUACGUUUCUGUUUUAGAUUUAUAAACCCAAAAUGGGUUUUUGAUGAUUCGGAUAGAGCAUAAAAAGUCAAAAAUUUUUAGAACCACUGAGUAUUUUAAUAAAAUACAAAACAAGUGAAACUCCAAAAAUCGAUAACAUUUUUAUUUAUCUACAUUUCGAUUAUAUUUCAGUCAUCAAAAUGUUAUCGAUUUUCACUUGUUUUUUAUUUUAUAAAAAGUUAGUAAGUUCUAGAUUAGUUUUUACGUUAAAAUUUUAGUUUCGGAGAUACUGGGCCUCAAAGUUGCUAUUUAGACAAAAAAAAGUAGUGCAUAGCAGGGGAUUGGAUCCCAGGAACCUAUCUAUUUCACUUUACUAUAAAAUACAUUACAGUUCGAGCAGGCGAAUUGGAAAAACGGCUAUUUUUUAAGCAAAGAGUGUGAAAUGUCCAUUUAAAUUCAUUCUCGAGUGUGUAUAGCAAUGCUUCUGCCCAGUAUGCCAUACAAAAUGGAAGAUGAAUGUCAAGAAAGCAAGAAAUGCGGACUUUGAAGUCGAUCAUGAGGACAGCCAUAUUGAUGACAACACAGACCUGGAGGCCUACUUUGAUGAACCGAUUGCUGAUGAUGUUUGGCUAGAAGACUAUCAUCGAAGGCAGGAAGAAAACAACGAAAGAAUGGCAGAAUUAGAACUUUGUUGGAAUGGAAGCAAGCCUGUAACAUUGUGGUAAUUUUUCACCUUCUUUUGUUGUGAUUUAUAUUUUAAAUAGUAUGUGGUAUAAAAUGUUUUGUCUUCCAUGUAGAAUGUAUAUUAAUAUAUACUGAAGUUGUAUAUUUUUGUGGUUAGGUGCAGUUGUGGCAACUGUAGCAUUGAACUGUUGCAGAAUGCUAAAGAGUGUUGUUGUUGCAAAGAAAUAGAAUUGUGUGAAAUUUUUGGACAACUUUUCUAAGGACUCCAUAUGCUGCAAAGUGAGCAAGACGAACUAACAUGCACAAUCAAUCAUCCCAGUUUUCCAGCUAUUUGCUUAACAGAUGGUCCUUGGAUCUUGCUGCUGACAAUUUUAAAACCUGUGAUGGCCAUUGUUAUAAGCAAAGUGGUUCAAAAGAAAAGUAUAUAAUUUAAUGGCAUACUGCUAUAAUAAAUAGUAACUACCCAGACUUGGGCUUAUGCCAUGUUGUCGGCAAUUAUUCUCCUGACGUAUUCGAAUGAGUGGACUCACAAACAAAUGUGUUAUUAAAGGCCAUGUUACGAGUCACUAAUAUUUCUCUUUGAUCUUGAUGCCAAUCCCUUACCCUACUGUGUGCGUAAUAUGAACUUAGAACGAACAAACCCAUGUGAGUAAUAUGACCAUUAUCAUAUUGGUUUUACAAAGGCAUACCUUGAUAUGUUAUUUGCUCGAUCAGGAAGAGAAAAAUUGCUGACAAAAUUGCUGCCAAGAUGCUCCUCAUGCAUUUUGCAAACUUUCCAAUCAGCCUGUGAAAAGACUAAAAGAGAGCCCACCAAGUCUAUUUAUCUGAUUAGCCUUUUUGAAAUAGACAAUGGCAUAUUCAAGAUUGUUUGAUAGGGUUAAUAUAAGUGCUUGUGGUUUGUAUACCAGAACUAAAGUUUUGAUAUAUUUUCAGACCCAGCCAGGAACAGUUGUAAAAAUGCAACUUAGGUGCUCUGGUUGGAAUUGAAAAAGUUGGUUAGAGCGCUGCACUAAAAUUACAGGGCCGCAUAUUCAAUUCCUGCCAGAGGGCCUACUGUAAGUCACAUUUUCUCAACUGUUCCUGUCUAGGUCUUAUUUCUGUUCGAGUAUUUCAUCAACAAACACCAUUUACCUGUACAAUGAACACACACACACUAUUGUCUAUCUGGUUACAAUAAUAUAAUAUGCAAUUUCAUAUGUAAUGAUCGUAAUUAAAUAUUAUAUUGCCAUUUAGAUUUCUAAGAGUUAUUGCAUACCAGCAAUUUACCCGCAUGGUGCAUGGUCGGUUGAAGGACAAAAGAAUCCCAUUGCAUUCUUGUGCAUAUACUGCUAUACGUUCAACUCAUAAACCCACAGAUGAUGUAUUUACUGGUUAUGAUGAACUGGAAACAGAUGACGAAAGCCAAUGAACAUUGUUUAGUACUGUAUUAAUAGUUUGCUAGAAUGGAUAUAUAAUAUAGAUUUAAAUAAAAAUAUUGUUAAUCCUUUUUGUUUCAUGGACAAUCAACCACAUUUUUGUGGCCUUUCAUCGACUGCUUGCACACAUCUUGCAUUUUUGUGCACUCCUUGGUUUAGGAGGAUGAUUGUCCUGGUUGCCAACUGCAGCAGUAGGAACUAAAAUAAUAGAAUGUCACAAACUUAGGAUGGUCAACCGUCAUUGCAUUAUUCACUGAUUUCAAGUCUAGUUGUUUUAUACCUAAUUUGAAAAAAUACCUGGGUUUGUUGGAGGAACAUCCACAAGUUGCAUUCUAUCCCUUGUAUUCCUUUUUUUUAAUAGCUUCUUCCCUUGACUGCUUGUUAAGCAUAGUAUUCAUAGGAGAUGGUGUUUGUUCCUUCAGUUCAUCUAUUGCAUCAUCCAGUUUUUUGCCCCCAAUAGCAUCUACCAUGGUUUGAUAUAUGUCCUCCACAUAAUCUAUUAAAAACAAAAAUAUGUGUAUUUAUACUGUUUUCAGGGGCGGAUUCAGCGUUUUGGGUGACCGGUUUACUAGGUUCACACAACCAUUAGAGGGGUCCGGCGGUAUGAUCCCCCACGGGAAAUUUUUAAAAUUUGGGCCUCUGAAACAGCAUUUCCUGCGUUCUGGCGUCACUUUUUAAAUGAAUUUAAUGAUUAGAAAAUAUAUCUUUAAAGAGAAUUUUGGACUAACACGCAGCUCAAACGAUGAAUUGAACCUUUUCGGAAACCUAUUAGCUAGUACUGAAAAUAUAGGAUUGGCAACUGAAUUGCUGAUGCAUCAAUAGUUAUUAUAAGUACAAGUAGAGAUGCUUUUAAUAUAAACAUAGUUGUAAUUUUAGAUUAUACGCUUUCGAACCAAAUUUAACAAUGAACUAGAAACCAAACUGCAAGAGCGUGAAUAAAGCUUCACAAAUAAUCACAAUCAUUUCCUGAUUUUCCAACGCAAUGAUUCUGUCACGCAAGAUUAUACGCAUAUUAUCAUAUUUCGCGCUAUCAUGAGUAUAGACUGUAGUUACACGUAUAAACAUCGAUACGUUUGUUUAUGAAUCGAUAUUUACUAUACAGUAAGUAGAAAUAGCUUACUGUUAUAACUUUAGACAAUAUACUUCUCAACAAACCUUCAAAAUGAACAAGAAAUCCAUGUAAAUGCUUCUAUCGCCAACGCAAAGAUUCAGUCACGCAAAAUUAUAAACAUAUUUCGCGCGUCCUCGAGUUCUGUUAACUUUCAUGCCCAGUUUUCUCUAAAUACUGCUCGACUCACAGGUUUAUGACCGGUUUACAUCCGCCGGAGCGCAGCCGUUUAGCCAAUCGAAUGGCGUAUCGACCGGUUUACUCUCAUGGAGAAAACUCUGACCACCGGUUUACUCAUAAUUGCGGGCGGUUAUGUGUGAUUCAUGCAAUGUUUACAAGUCCACGACCCACGACGAUAUAUUAGCAGAUUAUUAGUCUAGUAUUACAACAUUUCGUAAGAGGAAACCAUGCAGGGCGAUAAGUCCUUAUAAUUAUACGCUCGGUAAUCCAUAAUCAAAUUUCAACAACAGUGUUUAUUAAGUGGCGUAAUAGAUUAGACAACAUCAAUUUUAUGAAACAGAAGAUUCUUUAAAUUAGUUAUAUACAUGGAAGGUUUUUUCUCUCUUUGGAAAAUCUGACAGGUUUAUAUAAACCUGUCAAACCUGUCUGAAUCCGGCCCUGGUUUUUCAUCAAAAACAAUUUAAAUGAAUCCUCUCGAUUGUCAAUUGUUUGAUGUUCUAAACUGGCUCUAAACUAUGUAGGAGAGGGGUUCAGGGAAUCUUUGCCACACUGCAUGUAAUUUAAAUGACUAACCAAUCACCUUACCAAAGUUUUGCUUCACUGGAACCUUUCUGACAACUGCUUCUCCAUUCAUGAACUUGGGAUAAACAACAUUGCAUUGUUCAACACCAUUUUUCAUUCUUGUUUCCCGAGAUAGGUUUUGAUUGAAAUGGAUGACCGCUAAUGCAUGCCUGCAACAAAUGACACAUGUAUACUCCUUAUGAUCUAAGGCAUCUUUGACACAAUUUGCACUGGUGGUGGAAGGGUGCACCCCCCUGAAAAAUCUGCACCCCCCCCUCUCAGAUGAGACUGGAAUGUCCCUGUGCAGUAUUCAAAGUGUAUGCCAAACCCCUACAUCAUUACAGUAUCUGUACAAUACAUACCUACAAAACAUUCCUCUGUAAGUGUAGCCAAUCAUCUUGGGAAAGAAUUGAUUCAGCACAGAAUGGAAUCCUUCUAAACAACUCGUUUGUUCGAUUGGGGAAGCUUGCUUUAUUCCUUUUACCAGCCUUUUGUUAGUGAGUGAUUAACACAUUUUUUCAUAUGCAAUAGAAUUUAGGAAAAAUGUCAUAACAAACAUUACCAGCCUACAUGUAGAUGAUCAUAACAAAGGGGGCAGAGGAGCAAUCAUGUUUUGUUUUAUUUUGAAUAAACAAUCGAAUGACUUACCUUGUUAUCUAAAUAUCAUCUUUUGCAAUUAAUUGAAUUCAUCCAUCAAUUAAUUCCACUUAAUUCAAGAUAUAAAAACAUCACAAUGUAUAGUUUAUAUAUUUUCAUAUUCGAAAAGUUUUGUUUUAGACUCGUGUAUAACCGCAACCCACUACACUGCAGGCUUGCAUUGCCCGAAUCGCAAACGAAGUUCGCAAACGAAGUUUGCUUUGGGAAACGAUGUGCACCUCAGGGAGGGACGAAAGAAAAUUGAGAAAGGGAAGAAACUUCCAAUAUUGCAUCGUUGCAUUGUGCACCGCAACAACUAGUGAUGGAAGUGACGUACAGGAGGUGAUUCCACUUAAAUUCUGUUGCUAAUUAUAUUCUGUUUUUUUUAAAAUAAAAACAACAGGUGUGGAGGGAAAUUUAAAUAUUUAUAUUGUAGAAUGGACAGAUCUAUUCUUAAACGACACACAUCCCAUAUAGAAAUAAACAAUAAAUCUAAUAAAAAACCAAAGUUGUACAACAGAAAAAAACAUGUUAUUGUUUCAAUUUGGUAAAGACGUUUGAAAAUAACUGAACACUAUAAUAUUAAUUUAAACCCGUAUAAAAACAUAUUUUUUGCUUAGUCUAAAUAUAUAAUAGCUAAAUAUAUACUGCUAAUUUGAUAUACCUUAAUAUAGUAUGUUUCUAUAAGAAAAAAAUAUACUGUAUUUGCAGGCUUCGAAUAAAUUACUGAACAGAUGCAGACAGUACUCAAUCAUUUGUGACACUUCAAAAUAUUCUUCAAGAAUACAAUAAUAAUUGGUCUGAAAAAGAAAACUGCGACCUGCAUGUAGUUGAAUUAGGGAAAAUUUUGGCAGAGGUUUUCCCAAAUUUGAAUAAAUUCCAAAAAAGAAUAAACGGGACGAGAACGUGGGUAUACUCGCUUGUUAAAAACAAUGGAGUGAUGAUUCUAUUCAAUGGGAAAACCUACCGGAUUUUAUUACGGCUGAAUUUGGUUGCUUAUUGGGAAAUCAAACUAUUGAUUUGUGAUAUUUGAUUGUAAAACUGCGUAAAACCACUUCCUGUCAUGCACAAUUCAACUCUUCGUCAUUUCUGUCACUACUUGUUGCGGUGCACAUCAUACAAAAAUAGCGAAAUAUGUACCAGCAUUUUAUUCGUUAUAUUUGUAGGUCUAACUACCAUUUUCCCAGAUUUUUUAGUUAAAUAUUGAGACUAUAUCCUUUCUAUGUUGUGUGCAUAAUAUGGUGUGUUUCUGUAGAAUUUUAAUUAUGCGAAUUAUGAUGUUUUGAAAGUGACGUCCGAAUUCUAAAUUUGGAAGUUUCGUCCCUUUCAUUAUAUUUAGCUUGUAAACAAUCUAGCGAAAGCGUUCGUGCCUGCAGUAAUUUGGCGUGCCGUCAAUGUGCAAGUUGCAUUACUUCAUUUAACUUCAACCAAUAUAAUAUAGUAGUUAUUUAAUGAUAUUUUUGCCUUUUUUGUGCUGCAAAAAAUUUAUUUUUUAAAUAACAAGGUCAGUUCCUCAGCCUCCUGUGUCAGAAUGGUUGAGAUAAAACAGUGCAAAAUGUGUGCAGGUGUAGUACCUUUAUCCAGGGGUACCGGAGCCACAGGGGCAGCGCAGGGUCAACUGGUUGCCCCUUUUUGUGACAACAAAAGGAUUAAGUCAUUAACUAAUAAGUUUAAAUAUGUUUGAAGCGAAACCAGGAUUAUUCAUAAUAAGUUUUUAGACGUUCUCUGGUUUUUAAAUAUUUAUUAUUACGAGCUUUCGACUGCCAGUCUGCAGUCUUCAACGGGUGGAUUACAAUGAAAGUAAUGUCAUUGUAAUCCACAAUAAAAAAUGAACACUAUAAUAUUAAUUGAACACUGAACUGAACACUAUAAUAUUAAUUUAAACCCGUAUAAAAACAUAUUUUUUUGCUUAGUCUAAAUAUAUAAUAGCUAAAUAUAUACUGCUAAUUUGAUAUACCUUAAUAUAGUAUGUUUCUAUAAGAAAAAAAUAUACUGUAUUUGCAGGCUUCGAAUAAACAAUAACAUGUUUUUCAUUGUAAUCCACCCGUUGAAGACUGCAGACUGGCAGUCGAAAGCUCGUAAUAAUAAAUAUUUAAAAACAAAAAAAAGUCUAAAAACUUAUUAUAACUAAUAAGUUAUUAAAUAAGUUAUCAUUGUUGACUUGUCAUAUGUAUAAGUAUAUAUUAUGACCACGUUCAUUUCAUGGUUCAUUUACGCAUUACCCGGGCUAUGUUGAUCGCCUUGUUAGUUAUAUAAGCCUUCUACAUUUUUCUAAUUUCUUCACACACCUAAAUUUCUGUAGUUGAUUAGCGCAGUCAUCCUCUGGCACUACAAUAACACAUUCGUGAUAAGUCUUGCUCUGUUCUACAUGGUUUUUAAAGCAUUCCAGCUAGGGACAUAGCCAGGACUAGCAAUGUAUCUGUCCACAAAUGCUCGACCAGGUCUGCCCUCUGCCCCCGCCCAAAAAAAAAUGUUUCUCUUGAAAUAAGUUUGAAAUAAGAUCUUUAUCUUCUAAAAACAUAAUUCUUAGCAAUCAAAAAACAUAUGCAAAACUACACUCAAAACUGAAGAGCAAACAGCUUGGUUACCUCACUAACAUACUGCCAAAGUUAUUCGAUCUUAAAAUCAGCCUAAAAUACUUAUAUAUUUCAAAUACAAAGGAUAUAUAUUUCAAAUACAAAGGAAAUUGUAGCUUGUUUGUUUGUGGAUGUAUGUGCAGGGAUGUGCAGUGACUGUUUAAUGUGACAUAUUAUAGCAAAAUUUAAGCUUAUACGGUUGUACUAAUUACUACAUGUUUCCAGCUUCUUGUGAUUUUCCAUCCAAGAUAUGCAAGCUCUUUAUGUUUAGUUUUUAACUUUUUAGUUUGUUUAACUUCUUUGCCUCUACUAUAAAUAAUUAGAAGCACUGAACUGUGAUAGCUAACUCACUUUUUUUUCGUUGGGAUAUACGUUGGCAUAUGCAAGCAAACAAGGAUUACAUAUUAGAGUUGUCGGUUUUAUAGUGCAGUGUUACAAUCGGUUAUUAUCGGUUUAUUAUUCCUUGAUCUUAUUAUAUAUCAAUUUAGUUUACUCUACAUUAUUGUGCGAGUAUAUUUGCAUCAACUGUAUUUGUGUUAGCUUGCUAUUGUAACAAUAUUUUGCGCUCUUUCUGUUUUGCCUUGCACAAUGUUUGUGACCUACAUGUUAUUAUCUUCAUAAUCUAUUCAUAAUCUAUUAAAAAUCUAUUAAAAAUCUGAUCUUGUAUAGAAAUAUUUGGCUGCAAACUGUGAGACUUCAUUAGCUACCAAAAUAUUCCACCCAUAUACUUAAAACUUUCACUGUUUUUUGUAUUUUAUGUGAUGUUUAUUAAUUCUCAAAAUUAUGUCAAAUCUCUGCCCAAAAUGCAUGAAAUGGCAUUUCAGAGACUCUAGAUAUCAAAUUUCCCGGGAGGGAUGCCCCUGGACGCUGUAAGAGGUUUCGCGCCUUCGGCGAUCGAGUGCCCUUUUCAAGAUUCUGCCCCCGCCGCUUGUCAGUCCCUUCCGGCACCCCUGCCUUUAUCUAACCAUUUUUGUGGCUCAAUUAUCUCUCUAUGCCCACAUUUGUUGAACAGCGGAUUGCCCAAAUUUUCAUGUUCAUCAACCACAUGACUUAGGAAUGAUGAGAACUUAGCCCGAAUAACUUCACUAUUUCCAUCAUGUGUGGCUCUUGCACUCCAGUACAAGUGGUUUGUACAAGACUUUCAAAUAUCAAUAUCUACUAUCAAAUAUCAACUUUUUACACGACCAAAAAUGAAACAUCUUUUUACAUUAAUUAAACUUUAAUUUAAAUGUGUGCUGCCAUAUUUCUUGUCCCUCCAACAAGGGAUUCAUGCAACUAGACCCAGGACUUUGGGAAAUAGCUGAUUAAAUAUACAAAUUCUCUUCUAUCAUAUUUAUAUUUGUUAAUUAAUUUGUUAUUGUUAUAUCCAGUAAGUGGAAACACGAGCCGGUAAGUGGAAACACUAGAGAACUCCCGCUCUCUUAGAUCGGCGUAUUGUGAAGUGUUGUGUUAUAAUUAAACUGUUAUCAAAUAGACUGUUCAUAUGGCGACGAGGAUGAGAUCAUAAGCUAAAAAUAAUAUAUCGAAACCAACCAAGGAAGCAGGCUUACAACACGGCCACAGCGACAUCAUUUCCUCAUCUUUACGAGGUAGGAUAAGCGAAUUAUUUCAACAGAUACGACGAUACGGAAUAGGGGACGCCAUCUUGUUUGAAAAUUAUACAGGAAAACACAGAUUAUAAUCUCAGCAGAUAAACGGGGCAACAUCACAGUACAAAUGGCCACAGCAAUAUUAACAAGCAUUAAAGCGUGUGUGCCAGAAUUUAAACCAGAGGAAUUAUCGGAUACGGGCAAAAACGUAGAUCGACGAUGGAAAGAAUGGCUGGAAAACCUUGAACUAGUGCUAGACUUUGAAGGCGUAACUGACCCUGCGGAGGGAGCAUCGAAAAGGAGGGCAGCACUGCUCACAGUAGGAGGACAAACCCUCAGGGAGAUUUUUUCCACCCUUACAGUCGAGGGGGAUACUUACAAGGCCGCAAAGGACGCUCUCACAGCACACUUCUCACCAAAAAAGAAUUUGACAGCGGAUCGAUACCGAUUUUUUUGCACCAAGCCCACAUCACCAGAGGAAACUCAUGACCACUGGAUAACCAGACUCCGAACAAAAGGUAAAGACUGUGAAUUUGAGAACAUGACAUUAGAUGAAGCAAUUAAGCUAGUGGUCACCCUACACACUCCGUCAGACAAACUCCAACGAGACAUUAUAGCAAAGGAUAUGGAUUUGAAAACACUCAUAGACAGUGCCAGAGCUUUAGAGCUCACACAAAGGGAGGUGACCUUCAUGAAGCAAAAUACUCUAGAACCUGUAGAGCCAGCGGUAAAUGCAGUGUCAAAGAGAAGCCAUGAGACAAAAGGGGGUUACACACAAACAUCUCAAGAAGAAACACACGACCGACAAAUACACAGAAACAAAGGCACGUUGGUAGUUUGUAAAUAUUGUGGUCAACAAACACCCCACAAGGGAAGGUGCAAGGCACGCGGGGCCACCUGCAAUAAAUGCAAGAAGAAAGGACAUUUCGCAGUAGUCUGUCAAUCCAAAACAUACAAAGCAUAUAAACCGAUAGAACAGCUCCAAGAAGAGGGUAGUGACAACGAAGAUCCCCAGGUUUCAUACAAGUUUGACCAAUUGACAUGGAAACUUGACCAAGUGACCGCGGACACAAAAGCAAUGUCACAACCAUCAGAAUACAGCACCACGGUAACAAUUAGAGUACAAGACCAACGGCUAAAAGUACAAGUGGACUCGGGUGCAGAAGUCAACGUUAUGGAUUACAAAACAUACAAAACAUUGCACAAACGGCCCCCACUGAGAAAUUCCGGGGCAAAAUUGAAACCAUAUGGAUCAAAGCCGUUGCCAGUAAAAGGAUGCUUCAAAACGAAAGUUCGAGCGAAUGGGCAGGAGGUGAAUGCAACAUUCUAUGUGACAGAGAAACCAACAUCAACUCCAAUUAUGGGCAAGUACACAGCUUUUGAUCUAGACAUUUUGAAAAUCAGUGUAAAUGAACUUCUACAAGUACAACAACCCGAAAGGGAAUUGAGCAACCCAUUGCCCGAAAAGGUGACCAAACAACAAGGGACCCAUAUGGCAUACUCAAACAUGGCGAAGCAGUUGACACCUUUAUCCAAAGUCACAGACUUUGUCACACAACUCCAUCAACAGAAAUCUACCGGCGAAUCACCAGUGUCGCAAAUAGUAAAAAAACACCCCAAAGUGUUCCAAGGCAUUGGAAAGCACAAAUAUCGUCAAGUGGAGUUAAUAAUUGAUGACUCGGUCCAACCAAAGGUUCAGGCGCAACGUAGAAUUCCAUUCCCAAAGAGACAGCAAUUUGAAGAAAUCAUUCAGGAGCUCGAGGAGGCUGACAUCAUAGAACAAGUAGAAGGUCCAACGGAGUGGAUAUCCAACGUAGUGCUGACCCCGAAAGCAGAUCCAUCACAGCUUCGAAUGAAUAUUGAUAUGACAACCGCAAACACUGCAAUAAAACGCACAAGACACGUGAUACCAACACUAGAGGAACUGAGGUAUAAACUGAAUGGUGCCACCCACUUCACUAAACUGGACAUGAAACAGGGAUACAUGCAACUGGAGCUAAAACAGGAGUCGAGAUAUAUGACAACAUUCUAUACUCAUCGCGGACUUCGACGUUUUAAACGAUUGAACUUUGGAACGAACUCAGCAGCAGAAUUAUUUCACGAAGAGAUUUCGCAAUGUCUGAUAGACAUAGACAAUGCAGAUAACCUGUAUGAUGAUAUCAUUGUGUACGGAAAGACACAACAGGAGCACAACAUAGCUCUUGCACAAGUCUUACAGAGAUUCGAAGACUGUGGAUUGACAUUGGGACUACCCAAAUGCAAGUUUGACCAGCCAGAAAUUGAAUUUUUUGGGAUGAAAUUCUCAGCAGCAGGCAUGUCACCAACGGCAGACAAGGUAAAAGCCCUAAUCGAAGCUCCAGCGCCCACAUCAGUUGCAGAGGUCCGUUCAUUCCUUGGGAUGGCCAACUUCAUACAACACUACUCGGAAACCACCGCACCGCUACGGCACCUAACGAAGAAAAAUGCCCGGUUUCAGUGGACGAAGGAAUGCCAGAAAGCUUUCGAGACCUUGAAACAAGCAAUGGCGAGCCCUCAAGUUAUGUCAUAUUAUGAUCCCACCAGACCAACAGAACUCAUUGUCGAUGCCUCUAAAUAUGGACUAGCCAGCAUGCUCACUCAGCUCGACCCCAAAACAGGGCAAUACAAGGUAGUUCGGUAUGACAGCAGGUCCACCACACAGCCUGAAUCCAGGUAUGCUCAAAUAGAGCUCGAGAGCGCAGCAGUCGAAUUUGCGAUCAGAAGAAACCACAUUUAUCUCUAUGGUCUACCAGAAUUCAGCGUUAUCACAGACCACAAGCCAUUACUACCGCUUUACAACAGCUACCGAGCAGACAUGCCCCCAAGAAUACACAGGCACAAGCUCAAUCUACAAGGAUAUACCUUCAACUUAAAACAUAAACCCGGGAAAGACAACCCAACCGACUACAUGUCCCGACAUCCUACCCAAAUACCAGAUUCCAGGGAACAAAAAGAACAACAAGAGGCACAGUUGAUCAAUCAUCACAUAAAGGCCAUCAUCCGAGACGACCUACCUGUGGCCGUGACACUAGAACAAAUGAAGACUGCCACAGGAAAAGAUCCAACAAUGCAACGCCUCAUCCAAGCCAUUCAAACAGGAUACAUCAGCAACCCAGACAAACAAGAGCUAAUGCCAUACUCACAUGUUUUUAAGGAACUAUCAACAGUGGAAGGACUGGUACUAAGAGGAAGUAAAAUGGUAGUCCCGGAAAGUCUAAGGAACCAAGUGGUCACACUGGCACACGAGGGCCACCAGGGAAUUGUCAGAACGAAACAAUUUCUCAGAGCAACGACAUGGUUCCCAGGAAUGGACAAACGUGUGGAGAAGGAAAUCGCGCACUGCAUGCCAUGUCAGAUCACAGUGAAAACACCACAACAGGAACCACUAAAACCUACAGUGCUACCUGGUGAGCCAUGGGACGUGCUGGCAACAGAUCUCCAUGGACCCCUUCCAACAGGGGAAUAUCUUCUGGUCGUCCAAUGUCUAUACUCGAGAUAUCCAGCGGUAGAAAUAGUUCGAUCCACCUCAGCGGAUACCUGCAUACCUGUUCUUGACAAGGUACUAUCUCAGUUUGGAAUACCUACACAAAUAACAAGUGACAAUGGGCCACCAUAUAACAGUGAAAAGUUUAGGCAAUAUGCCAAGUACAUGGGUUUUGAACACAAAAAGAAAAUACCAUAUGCCCCGUGGGCAAAUGGCACCGCGGAGAACUUCAUGAAAAACCUAGGAAAACUUAUCGAAACAGCGCAAGAGGAAAAAUUAAACUGGCGCCAAGAACUCCACAAAUUUCUGCGUGCAUAUCGAGCCACUCCACAUCCAAUGACAAAGAAAUCGCCAGCUUCUCUCCUGUUUAAUGGGAGAAAAUACAAAACAAGACUACCGACACCCACCAGCAAAACCAUACUGGUUUACGACAAGGAAGUCAGGAAGAACGACCAGAUCAGCAAAAGAAAUAUGAAACUGCGAGCAGACAGCAAGAAGCAUGUCAAAACAAGCGAGAUCAAGGUCGGAGACAAAGUGCUAUGUCAACAAAAACGAGGGAGAAAACACACCCCCGCCUACAGCAAUGAAAUAAUUUCACAAAUUAAAUGUUGAUUGUUGGUUUUACCAUACUGUGUGGGCUUUCCUUUCAUUUUUCAAGUCUCUACCCCCCCCUGUCACGUCCCUGUUGCUAAACCACGCGAGAUUUGUACGGAAUGUUUUGAAAGACUCGUGAGCAAAAUUUUACAUGGUGAUAAAAUGGCGUAUUUCUUAUAUUUUGUUUAUAUUUUUUAGUUUCCUCCUGUUAUAAAGGGUUAAAUUUAUUAUUAGUGGAAUGGAAAUGGCUUGGAUGGAAGAGUAACAAGGCUGAAUUGCUAACAAGCGACAUGGGAUGACAAAAUGGCGCCGAAUUUGGACAAAGUUGUGGAUUUACUUUGUCGAUGGUUAAACAGGUAUGAUCUACUUGAAACCAAGUUGAAACUUGUUUAAAAUGUUCUUGAUACCAUUAUGUCUGAGAUGAUUUACAUUUUUUGUAGGAUGUCGACGAGAUCGCCGAUAAACAGCGGAGUAAAGUGGAGAACUUGGCCAAAUAUGUCCAUUUGCAGGAGGUAGGCACAUUUCAAAUUAUUAUUUCGGUCAGAAAAUAUUAACUAUUUUACACCAAACCAGUGAUAAUAUAUUUAAAUAAGUACCAUUUAUGUUUCUAUCAAAACGAUUUAGGGAAAAAGGUAAUGUAAGUCCACUGCUGUUUAUCUGAAUUUGCAAGCCACAAAUUGACGUUUAACUAUGAUUAUUGCAUGGCCAUUUUCUUGCGAAAUAUUAGUGCUUGGCAUUUCACACUUACCAAUGACCACCCCCAAAAGUACCAUCUCUGAACCAUAUAAGCACCUCAGAAUAGCCAAAGCUUUUAUGGUUUGGUAGAUAGCAGUAUGGUGAAAGCGUCGUUUUUGGGUGUGGUCAGUUUCGGACGUUUCGCCCCGGAUUGGGGUUCGGGCAGCGUUACCAUGUUGACCGUCAUGGUCAACUUACCCUAAAACAGUUGAGAUUAUCUGUCCUAAAUGAAAUGCAUACAAACUCAUAUACAGGUCCUAGACUAUUUGUCUUUAUGUGAAUAAAUCAGGAAAUAAUUGUUUCAGUUUGUUUCUUACUGCUCAGUCCAUGAACAAUUUCAUUGAACGGUUUUUUGUGGCAAGCCAUAUAUGACUAGCCACUAUGUUAUGAUAAAAAAGUUGUCAGUUUGUCCAGUCACGUGACAUUUAGCCUGCGUAGCAGGCGUUUAGUGCGGGCGGGUGAAGAAAGGGAAUAUUGUGACUUUCGAGGCAUGUGUUGGUGGUUGGUUUACUUGAUUGAGUUGUGUAUAUAUAUUUAAAGUUUGUUCGUUCAUUUGGGCAAUUUGUGAGAAGCUGUGCCUGUGUAAAGCAAAAUUGACUUGAUAUUCCGCUUCAAAUUUGUCACAGGUAAGCAAACUUUGGUUGAUUUCAGCCAAAUAUUGUAUUUUUCAUGCUUGAAAAUGGGCCAUUGUUGCUUACACUGAUCUUGAAAUAGAUCAGGUUGUAUUUGCGUGAAAGGCAAGGACAGGUGAAAGGCCACGUAUCAAAUGUAUAUCAUUGAUAAAUACUUGAUUUAUAAAAGAAUCCAAGAAUGUUCAAGCUAGUAUAUCAAGUGUAUUAAUAUGAAGUUGAUUGUUUAUGAUCCAUCUGAAUAAAGCCCCAGAAAAGGACUAAUUUUAUUCUGAAUGAAUAGUAUUUGGUACCUCUGCAAGCAAUUUAAUACAAUAAAUCUUUUUGAACAUGCUGACCAAUGACACUAUUAAGAUUGUUUCCAUUAAUUAGAAUUCUAUUUGUAAUUGAUGUAUUCAAACAUCUUUUUUUUGGUUGGUUUAAAAAGAUUUUUUAAAAUAUCAAAUAUUAAAUAUUUUUUUAAGCAAAACAUCAACCUACCUGCAAGAUUGUUUGACAGUUGUACUGUAGUUUGUGUUUGUAAUACUAUACACGCACAAUGACUAGGUAAAAUUGUUAAUCCCCAGCACAAUGGUAAUGGGUAGACCUGGUAUUGUUACCUGCGCGAUGGCAAGGUUCAACUUUCAUAUGUGGCCUUUCACACAAAUACAACCCAAUCUAAGAUCAGUGCGAGCAACAAUGGCCCCUUUUCAAGCGUAAAAAGUACAACAAAAUGUUUCACAAAAAACGACAAAAUAAAUAAUAUUUGGUUGAAAUCGGGUAAAGUUUACUAAUACCUAAACAACAGAAGAAAAUAAUAUUUGGCUGAAAUGAAUUAAAGUUUGCGUUAUGCAUACCUCUGACAAAUUUAAGAUUCUAUGCUAUAAUGUUUAUGUACCAUUAUGAUCGAGACUCUCAAAUGAUGUUGGGGAAAAUCCAGGUCCCAUCAAUAUUAAUGAAAUAGUUGAUCCUACUUUUACAGUUUGUGCAGACUUUAACCCAUUAAGCGCUAGCGCUCUCCCCUUGACAAGUGAAAUCAUCUAGCGUUAGACAGGGUAGAAUAAUUUAGCGUUAGACAGAGUAAAAUAAUAGAGUAGGGUGCAUCAGGGUACAAUGCGACUCAAUGGGAUAAUCACGGAAAUGCGUCGAUGUUUGGAAGUAACACUGCAUGCAAUGGUAAACAAUGUGUUGCAGUGUCGAUCCAUGCGAUUUUAUACAAUGAAAUAAAUUAAAGUCUAUAAUCAUCUGGGACACAACUAUGAAUAGAAUUCUAAUUAAUGGAAAGAACCAUUAUAUUGUCAUUUAAUAGUCGGCAUGUUCGAAGAAAAUUCUUGUUGUUCACACAUGUACCAGAGAUAAGAAAUACUUUUCAUUUAGAGUACAUGCAGUGAGUCCUUUUCUAGGGCUUUGUUAAUGGAUCAUAACAAUCAACCUCAAUGUUACACUUGAACAUUAUUUUAAUCAAGUAUUUGAUAUUGGUAAUUAUAAAUAUCAAUAUUUAUCUAUCUCAGUUUUUAUAUUAUUUUUAUGUUCAUAAUGCGAAUUCUAAUUUUUAUUCCAAAUGCUUGCCACAUGUACGCAGUGCGUACCUAUUUUAAUUUAUUCUCAAACAAAUAUACGUAUAAUCUGUAUUAUGCUGAUCCAAAACCACAGCCAGCCGACAAAUCCGCAAGUUUCUUCAAAUCCGCUUGUAUAUAUCAAUAAUUAAUAUGCUCUACUCAUUAAAACUCUUAUUUGAAUAAUAAUCUGGUUGCUAAGGGAACAUAAGCGUAUGGAGAAGACUUAUUGGCAUUCGUUGUCGAAGCGAUUUGAAUAUUUAGCAAUGGUGCAGCUGUUUUGCAAAUUAAAACCCGGAUGAAAACAUCAGACGAAAUAUAUUAGUCAAAACUAAUGUGAAUCGAAGAAUAAUUGCUUCCAUUGCGUUCCCAAUGUCGUUGUAAGCUCGAGUGAGAAACCUUGAAGAUGUCUCAACAAUCGGGCAACAUGAACGAAUCUAAGAAAGAUCGAAUUAUCUUGAAUGUAGGAGGGAAACGUUUCGAGCCGUAUCAGAGCACGUUAAGAAAUCAACCUGACAUGCCGCUUGCUUGGAUCACAAAUAACAAGGAAAAGUUGGAUUAUGAUCCGGAAACAGGAGAACUGUUCUUUGAUCGACAUCCAAUGGUCUUCACACAAAUCCUUAACUACUUUCAGACGGGGAAACUGCACUGCCCGAGGGGAAUGUGUGGACCUUGCUUCGAAGAUGAAUUGACCUUUUGGGGAAUACAUGAACAGCAGAUGGAAUCGUGUUGUUGGUCGAACUACACAAAUCAUCGCGAAGCUCAGGAGAAUCUUAAAGCGCUUGAUUUUCAACCACAAUACUUUAAACCCGAGUGUGUCGAGGAAGCUAGGAAGGAAAGAGAAGUAAGAUCACAGAGAGAAGAACCAGAUAACUUCUGGGACACUUACAAGCCCAUCAUAUGGGACCUUCUCGAGGAACCGUAUUCCUCAACCAGUGCCAAGGUAAUUAUCAUCUGCCAUAAAUUAUACCUCAAGGCUUACUACAUCAGGCUAGGGUUAAGUAAGAGCCGGACUAACAAGCGAGUUUACAGCAUUUUGUAUGAAACAGGCUAUUAAAUAUUUUUGUACGCGUACUAUUUCCGACAUGUUAUCCACAAUCAGUGCUGGUAAUCCAAGAGAACACUGCGUGUGUAACAUUCAUCCUGCUACAUGAAUUUAUCACAACCUGCAAUCGUUAGUGCAUGGUUUAAUUUUUGGACUAAGGAACCCCAGGCUGAAAUGAAAAGGCCUGACCCCAUUGCUCCGGGGUACAUUGGAUGUCACGUCCUGGCGCCAAAAUAUUUGGUUCUACCUUAGUUUAAGUAUUAACAAAAGGAUAAAAAUAAUGAACCGAACGUUGCAUGGUUGAUCAAAUAUAGAGAUUAUAGCUUAAGCGAUGUGCCGAGAACUUGUAGCAGUUGCUCAAAUGCAACGACCUGAACCUUGACACGUCAUCCUUCGUUGCACAUCAAUAAUUAUGUAUGCGAGAAUAUUUGAACAAGGCUGAACCAGUUAUGAAUUAGGUCUAAUGUUUCGUCGUGACUUCAUUGUUGUGUACAGAAAAUAAUAUUACAAAUUUACAAUUCUACUUGUAUUUUUGAAGUUGCAAUUUCUAGUAUAACCACUUCACAUUUUAAUAUAUCACACUCUGUCACUUGUAGAUUUAUGGAUGGAUCUCCCUAAUAUUUGUUGUAAUAUCGAUAAUCACGGCGAAUUUGUGGACAAUACCUUUAUUCCAAGGUGAGGUUCUCGAUCAUUUACAGAGCCACUUACUACAUGGCUAUUGUGUGCUAAAGUAAGGAUAUAUCUGACGUUGUUAUCAUCUUGUAACAAGGUUGAAUAAGUCUGCAUCGUCUGCACUUCAGACUUGUCGCAACCACCGGGAAGAAACAGUGCGAACACAUUCUGAUAUAACCUGAGUAUCAGGCUCUAUUUUACAAAUAGAGCCUGACACAAAACUUAACCUGAUCGCUUUCCACCCACAGCAAAGUUUAUAUUUAGUAUCCAAUCAAAAUGUCGCAGGAAAAAUUUAAAUUUCAUACAACGACAACAACAAUCUAAUUAUAGCAUAGGCAGCCCACUAAACGGCUGAAUUUAAAUUAAAACUGCAAUGAACUUAUAAAAUUAACAAAAAUAAUCACAAAUUAGCAAAACAUAUUGCAAAUGUAGCUUAUAUUAAAUCGCCACCCGAUUGCUCUCUCCUCCGCAGAGGUUUCAGUGACUAAAAUGAGCUUUUAUACAUGGGCGCUUACCGUAUUUAUCAACAAACUGACAUAUAAUUAUAAAGUAUAUAUAUAUAUUAAGUAUACUUUAUAACUAUACGUCAGUUAGUCGAUAGUGCAAUCUGAUGGCGAUUUAAUAUAAGCUACAUUUGCAAUAUAUUUCGCUAAUUUGCGAUUAUUUUCUAAUUUUACUGCAGUUUUAAUUUAAAUUCAGCCGUUUAGUGGGCCGGCUAUAAUUGUAGUUGUGAUCGUUAUAAAAUAUAUCAACAACAAUAGUAUAAUCUAAUUAAUACCAGCCAAUCAAAUGACAGAUUUAAAAAAUCGUUUGUCUAAUCGGCCAAUCAGACGAAAAAGCCAGAAUCUGGCUUUUUACAUGCGCCGCGGUAAAGAAUUGUAUCAGGCCCUCCUUCAUUCGCCGCCGCCAAUUAAUCCUGGCGAAUGAAAACAUAAGGGCCUGAUACUCAGGUUAAUUCUGAUAUCGUCUUGACAAGUUAUAACUUAAUCAACAACUUUUGAAAAUAAUUUUGAAACAAAUGAUAGCGAAGUUUCGAUGCUACAGCGUGCAGGAUUUUCAAGUUAUGGUAAUUACAUUUGUAUUAUCUGUAUUAUUGAAAUAAAUUUAUGAUUUGGAAAUAAAUAAUUGUUGCUAUUUUUGCUGCUUUGGCUACUGCUGGUUCGGCUGUUACUUGAAUUGUCAGUUCUUGCGUUCUCUGUCGUCACUAUAUAUACUGCUGGGUUUUUUGCAUUGCCAUGUCGAGUUGACAGAGUUGUGUAGUUGUUGUUGAUGACUUGAUUUGGUUUCAUGUUUUUUCUGAUUUGCCGCAGCAGGCCGACGUUGCUAUUAUUUUGGUAUAUUCUACCCAGGGCGUUACCUGGGUGGAGAAGGUGAUGUUGGGGGUGCGACACCCUCCUGAAAACAUCUUGACGAUGUUUACAUUAUUCGUCUAAUCAAAUUUUAUCUGCCACUCUCCCCAUUUGUCUGGACGAAAUUCUCGACAAAUAUUUGGGAUAAUUUGACGCGAAAAUGUUAACUGUUGUCGGCAAAUACAAUACCAUGCCCCUGCUUAGCCUCUUCGCGACGGCCCUGAUUUUACAUGUAGUUAUAAAUUUUAUUCCUUUUUUCUUAGAAGAGAAACGAGGAGUUAAACGUCCAAACCUCUACUUACUAGUCCCUGAAGGAAUCUGCACCGUUUGGUUUUCCUGCGAAUUUAUCUUAAGAUUCGCUUUUUGUCCACAUUUGAAGCCGUUUUUGACCAACGUUCGAAACUGGAUCGAUCUUAUUUCCAUCAUCCCUGCCUAUUUUAUCAUCCUGAAUGCCAGUAGUUUCGUCGUCGAUGUUCUAACCAUCUUCAGAAUUUUCAGAAUAUUCCGCUUCCUAAAACUUCUCUACGACUUGCAAAUCAUUGGAAAAACGUUUAAGGCCAGUUCAAAUCUCUUCCUGGUGCUGCUAUUUGUUUUAAUAGUCCCCGUCCUCGUCUGUUCCAGUGUGUUGUUUUACACCGAGAGUAAUCAUGGCGAUUCGUUUUCGAAGCCGAAAUACAAAAAUAUUCCAGCCUCGCUCUGGUGGGGAAUUAUCACAAUUACCACAGUUGGGUAUGGCGAUCUGUCACCUACAUCCAUACCAGGAAAGAUAUUUGGCAUUUUUUGCGCUCUUUGUGGUGUACUGCUAGUAUCAAUGUCUGCAUCCAUAGCUGGAAGUACCUUUGUUCUUUAUUAUAACCUUGCCAGAGCACAGAUGAAGAUACCUAGAAAUCGACAAAAGUUCAACAUUGAUGUUGAAAGUUUACCAACGAUAAUCAAUCUCAACAAUGUUCCAAGCCAGUCAUCCACCCCUGAGGACAGUGGUUUCGAGCGUUCUUCAGGCUCUGCCAAUUCAGAAGAUAUCAACAUGAGAAAAUGCUCCACAUUUUGCAAAGAUGAUCCUCACUCUGAUCAUGGCAAAGAGAACAAUAAUGGUAUAUUUACGGUCGUGAGUGCCUCGCCUGAUACACAUCUCUAUGAUGAAGGUUAUUAUGAUUUGGCUAAGAAAACUAUCUUGCUUGAGAGACAAACACCGCUAUAG